AUGGCGGAAGAAAACAAAUUAGAUAUUUUGUCUUCUUCAGAUCAGCAGGAAAAACCAAAAGGGAACAAAUUGCAUUUCAGUUUAAUUCAUAAUUAUCCCCAGAAAAAUGCGGAGAUCCUGAGCAGCCAAUAUGGGUUCAAUGUCUUCUUGGCCGGACUGCUGUUGAUGUUUGCUUGGGCUAUCCAUGCUGUUGGGAUAACAGACAGAGAUUUGCUUUCUUACCUUAUCACUUUGAUGCUAAUACAACUGGUCUGGAUGUUGUGGUAUAUUUUUGGAAGUUACAGUCAAAGACGGUCAAUCAUAGAGAAAGAUACAGAUGCUGGAGCGAGGUGGUUAAGAUGUAAGUGCAAUAUUGCCCCUUAGAUAACAUGAAUUAUUAUGUGUAAACAGCGUGACAGUGCAGGUACCUUUGUAGUAAUACAGUGAAAUAUGCAACAUGUUUAACCCUUAAAGACCAAUGACAGUCAAUGCUAUCCUAACAAUCUGGUCUUUAAAGGAACAUCAAAGCUUUAGGAAUACAAACGUGAUGCUUUAGAACCCCUGCCCUUAUUUAAAUACAGCCCUGCCAUUUUUACAUAAAAAUAAAUAAAAUACAUGAUUUACAUGAGGUUUUUUCCAGCAUCGAGGUUCCCUAGCUGCUGCUUACCUCUCAUCCUUUUGCAACAUCAUAGAGAAGGCAUGUGUGGGGAACUAAUGUUGCCGCAUGCACAUUGACUCAAUGCUUUCCUAUAGGAGCUUUAACAUCAUGUGACCAAGUUCUACUUAAUCAAUGUUACGGAAGUGCCUCUAGUGACUGACAACCACUAGGGGCGGAUUUAACCCUGCAAUGUAGCUGCUGCUUACCUCUCAUCCUUUUGCAACAUUAUAGAGAAGGCAUGUCUGGGGAACUAAUGUUGCCGCAUGCACAUUAACUCAAUGCUUUCCUAUAGGGGGCUUUAACAUCAUGUGACCAAGUUCUACUUAAUCAAUGUUACGGAAGUGCCUCUAGUGACUGACAACCACUAGGGGCGGAUUUAACCCUGCAAUGUAAACAUUGCAGUUUCCAAAAAAAAAAAACUGCAAUGUUUUAAAUUGCAGGGUUAAAACUAAAAGACUACUGCACCCAAACCACUUCAUUGAGAUGAACUGGCCUAGGUGCCUUUAGUGUCCCCUUAAAGACCCAACAUUCCAGAAUGUUAGUAAAUUAUGUAAAAGGAAAAAUCCUACUUAUUAAGAGACAGCUAUAUUAUAGGGAUUUUCUAACACUAAACCAAAACAGGGCAUUUUCUUGAAGGUGAUGUAGCAGUGGACGUUUCUAAAGUGGAGAGGGGAUGUCAGACUCUAGGUGCCAUACUACCUGGUAGAACUGUACCUGAAACAAGGGUCUUCCUAACUGUCACUUGCACUAAAAUGGCACAGUGUAAACAGUCUUCCAAGUGUCUAUUCACUCAUCAGUUUUCUGGAGAACUGCAUACCCAUCAGCCUUAUUUUUACCUGCACUUCCCCCAGUGGGGGACGCAGGUCACAUGUUACCUGGGUAUUCUCAAUCUGUAGCAGUAGAGGGUGCAUGCAUGAGCAUGAAGAACAUAUCUCUCCCAAUGACUUAGCCCUCCCUAAACUUUCUUUUUAAACUCUGCCCAGGGGAUGGCUGGCAACUUAUGGCUUGGGGGGCAAAAACAGUUUAGUAGCCCAAUCCAAUUUUACCAACCCACCCGUAAACAUCAGGAUAGACACAAGUGCACAAACAAAUAGAUGAUAGACAUACAAGAUAAUUGAAUAGAAAAUGAAAGUGCUAUGUACUUGGGCAUUUAGAUGUGAAAAGUGGUUAGGAAGCAGCCCCGAGAGCAAUUGUCACCUCACUUGACACUUGGACAUCACUAAUCAAUAAGGGAGAUGUUCCCAGCCAGGGAACAAGCAUUUAGUCAAAUGGGUUCUGAAGGAUUUUCCAGCAAGGGAAUGCUAUUAAUGCAUUCAAUGCAUAAACCUUGUAUAUCAUGUCAAUAAGCAGUAAGUGGAUAAACCUUGUAUAUCAUGUCAAUAAGCAGUAAGUGGAUAAACCUUGUAUAUCAUGUCAAUAAGCAGUAAGUGGAUAAACCUUGUAUAUCAUGUCAAUAAGCAGUAAGUGGAUAAUCUUUGUAUAUCCCGCGCUGAGCAGUAAAUACAUAAACUAAGUAUAUCAUAUCAAUGAGCAGUAAACACAUAAACCCUGUAUAUAAUGCCAAAGAUCAGUAAAAUCACAAAAUGUGUAUAUCAUGCCAAUGAGCCAUAUAUGCCUCCAAAAAGCUUGCCAUUGCCUUCUGUGCACCCAAACAGCUUGCCAGUGCCAUCUCUGUCACCAAUCACUCUGUGACAUGUUUCUGCCCCGAGUCUCUCUGUGUCAUAUCUCUGCCCCCAGCAAAUCUGUGCCAUAUCUCUGCCCUCUAGCAACAUGCUCAGGCAUCCUGAUUGCAUUCCCAGCACUUGUUUCUGGCACCCAGAUAGCAUCCCCAGCAUUUGCUCUGCACCCAGAUACCUGGCAUCCCCUGUUACCCCAGGACCCAAAUGGCAUCCCCUUCACUUACCCCAUCUCUCAGAUGGCAUCCGCUUCACUUACCUCAGGACUCAGAUGGCAUCCUCAGGACCUCCCUGUUUUCUAGUGGGAGGCAGUCUGGUGCAUGUGCCAUGUGUAUGUGCACAGACAUCCUGUCUGUCUGGGUCAUGCACAUGUUUGGUGAAGUCAGAGGUUGCGGUUCAUCUGGCUUGCGACCUCUGGGUUCCCGAGACACAUGGGAAGCACGAGAGGCAGAUCGACAGAAUGUAGACUGUGCACAGGAACCACACUGCCUUUUCUUCUAUGUAGAGGGCAAAAUAUACCAGCAAUGCUCAUCAUUUGUUGCUGUGAUAAACUAUGUAUUCAAUGCAUUUGGUGGCAUUUAAUUUAUAAUAAUGGAGGCAUUUUAUUAUAUUAUAUUUAUAUUAAUUUAUAUUAUAAAUAAAAUGUAAUAUAUAGGGAUUAUGGACUUACACACUCACACCUUUUUACAGUGACUUUAUUUACAUACACACAAACAAAAUACAAAUUCAGACAAAAUAAUCAGUUCCCCUUAUCCUCCAGGUGGGCCAUAGCUAAGUACUGUGACUGGAGGAGAAGGGGAUCAUCUUCCAGCCUGCAGGAAGUAACGCAUGUUCCUAAUGGGGGAGCAGGAGAGUCAUGCACUGUGCACAUAGACUGCUUCCUGCCCCCCUUCAGAGGGUUUCUAGUGUUUACAGGCAGGGUGCAGUCUGCAUACAGGUCACAUCUGGGAGUCAAUUGCCCCUUAUCAAGCCCAGUCCACCCCUGACUCUGUCCACUGAGUGGAGGGAUAGAGAAGAGAGGUGUAGGAACUCCCAAUUGUAUGGAAUUAUUAGAAUCAUAAUACUGGCUUGAACACCAUAACCCUAAUUAUAUAUCUCCAUAUAUUCACACACAUAUUAUUGUUGCCUAUUUGAUACAUGACAUUCUAUGUUCUAGCUUUCUCAUUUGUUUUUUUAUGACACAAUACAAUAUGGCCUUAUUGAUAUCCUACCUAACAUCCGUAUUUUAAGUGAAUGCUGUCCCAUAUUUCUUGUACACUACAAAAUGAAUAAUGGAAAAAGAUUAACAAAAUGUCAAUAACACGGUGUUGUUUAUUUACUAAAUUCUCUAAAUUACUGAAUUACAAAGUUUACAUUCAAAUAUCCAUGCUGUGACUAUAAUGGAGUUUACAAUAUGCUUUUCAGUUCGCUACAAUUAGCGAAUAAACCUCAAGAUUAACAAUUGAAAAUUGAAUCACAAGAUUAUGCCAAAAAUAUCACAUGUGCAAAAAUUCAUGUGAAGUCACAGUUUGGCAGUUAGAGCCUAAAUCUUACCAUUUGAGCUGAAGGUUAUGUUUUUUUUUAUUAUUAUAUUCUAUAUUGGCCUAAAUUUUGCAAGUCAUUUCCUGAAUCAUCACAAUAACUCGUGUUUAUUGAAUAAACUCCACUCUUCAGUGUGACUGAAUAUUUAACUUUUUACUUUCCUCAAUUAUUCUUUACAUAGUUGUGACAAAUUUUUAAACUCCUUUUAUAAUAAAAAAAUAUACAAUAAUCCAAUUUUUAUUGACUGUUUACAAAUUAUUAUUAUUUAUUUUUUUUGUUAGGCGGUAUUACUCUUUUUGCCGUUAUUACUCUUAUUUUGGAUUCUUUUAAAAUUGGUUAUUACAUUGGAUAUUCGGAGUGUCUAUCGAUAACAGAAGGGAUUUUUCCUGUCACUCAUACAAUUCACACACUUUUACAGGUAGGAUUUGUUUUAUUUUAAGAUCUCUCCUUUUUAAAAUAUGUACCAUUUGAUAUACUUGACACAAACUGAGAUUUAUUUAGAUUAAUUCCAUUAUUUACUUGUUUCUUAAAGGACCACUAUAGUGCCAGGAAAACAUACUUGUUUUCCUGGCACUAUAGUCCCCUGAGGGUGCCCUCACCCUCAGGGCUGGAUGGCGAGGAAAGGGGUUAAACUUACCUUUUUUCCAGCGCCGGGUGGGGAGCUCUCCUCCUCCUCUCCGCCUCCGAUCCUUCUCUUCGGCUGAAUGCGCACGCGCGGCAGGAGCUGCAUGCGCAUUCAGCCAGUCUCAUAGGAAAGCAUUUACAAUGCUUUCCUAUGGACGCUGGCGUCUUCUCACUGUGAUUUUCACAGUGAGAAGCACGCAAGCCUCUAGCGGCUGUCAAUGAGACAGCCACUAGAGGCUUUUAGGGCUGGAUUAACCCUCAGUAUAAACAUAGCAGUUUCUCUGAAACUGCUAUGUUUAUAAAAAAAAAGGGUUAAUCCUAGAGGGACCUGGCACCCAGACCACUUCAUUAAGCUGAAGUGGUCUGGGUGCCUAGAGUGGUCCUUUAACUUAGUGUUUCUUGCAUUCAAAGUGCAAUGAUUGUGUGCCACUGGGUUAAAGUACAAUGAAUUGAGUAUUGUUCCUUAAAAUACACAUUUUCCUUUUUUAAUUGAUGGUAUUCCAUACUCCUGCUGCAUGCUCCUUUGAUUACAGACCUCUUAUCCAAACCUGUUAUUACCAUGUACCUGUUCAUUUUAAAGAACAUAUCCUUGCUGACUCCUAUGAUGUCUUGAACCUUCCAAAUGAGGUUUCACAUCAUUUACUGCAAACCAUCAGUAUAUUUAAUGAGUUUCAACUGCUAAUAAUUGUAUAAAAUAGAUUAUAUAGAUCCUGUUUUAGCCAGCUGUAUUCAAUGCCUUAUUAACUAAAUUUAACCUAGUUUGUCAACAGAUUUUUUUUUUUUUUGGUAGUUGUGUUAAAGGGUUUAUUAACUCUUUAUGCGGUUGUUUUGGGUUCUUUAUUUACUAUUUUAUGUAGCUGUGUUGAGUGUUUUACACAUUAUUGACUCAAUUGGGAAGCAUUUUUUAUUUACGCAUAUCUCAAGCAAUGUCUACCCGGCUGCUCAGUUUAUGUGCUCAUGAUAUUGUUUGCUACAUUUUUCUUAUUCUGUGUCACUUUGGCAUGUUUUUUAUUAUAUGUAUUCUCAUAUUUCAAAAUAAAAAACAUCCUGCUGCUUUAUUUUAUUUGGAACAUUGGUUGUUCUAAAUAAAGAAUAGACUGUUUGAGAGCUAGGGUUUGAUUAUGAUUGACCUUAUAACCACAGUUUGACAGUGAUUGCUUUAAACUGUUGGUGCUAAUACCUUUCUUUGUGUGAUAAAUGUGCUGGUAGGGCGGGGGGGAAGAGUUGCUGUUAUGUAAUGUAAUCCUGAAAAUUCAUAAUCAACAGAGUGGGCUAGUCAUGUGCGCUGGAAAAACUUGGUACCAUUUUACAGGCUUUUAAUGGAAAAAAAGUUCAGUUUUUACAGUAAUUUAUAUUAUACGAUUUAUUAAUGACAUACAAUGACAGACACUUUUUUUUUCCAGUACACUACAAAGAAAUUAAUGUUAUAAUAGCCAACGACCGUGCCAUCAACAUAUCAAAGUACAUGUGAAAAUUGUAUAUUCAUUAAAUUGUUUCAGUUAUAAGACAGCCCACUAGAGCUGUGCAUCAGGCAGCUGGAAUUAUAACUUCCAGUCUGCCUGUAAUAACUGUGUCCAACUCGUGUAUGGAGCACAUACAUGGUACUUGCACAAGCAGGAAGGAGAGAGCCAAGCUGCGACUGGAAGCAUGUGCAGUCAACAGCACUGCGUAACCACUACUACACAGAAGCUGGUUAGCAAAAUUGUGAACUAGGCUUUCUAUAAACUGGUAGCAACUGAGAUAUGUCUGAUAUCAGUUUGUAAAACAAUUCCAUUAAUCUUCUGUGAUAAGUGGAACUGUUACUUAACGCAUAACCAUUUGCUGCGCAGAGAUUUAUGUAAUAAGAUCAGACUCCCUAAACCUGAAUAUUAGGAUCCUAAGUUGGUGAAACCUCUUUUUAUUAAGGGAUUCACACAUCCAAUUAGUGCCAUUAAAUAUGGCUGAAAUUUAUGUUGGUAAUGCCAAAGUGGAACUUCUGCAAAAGCAAUCCAGUUAGUGAGGGACUGAUGGACAUUUGGUUACUCUAUCCUGAUUCUCCUUGAUCUCUCUGCUGCCUUUGAUACUGUUGAUCAUCAACAGCUUUUUCUUUUUCAUUCUCCGUAAUUUUGGUCUACCGGAUACUGCUCUCUCUUGGUGCUCCUCAUACCUCUCCCAAGCGCUCUUUCAGCGUUUCUUUCUCUGGCUGUGUCUCUUCUCCCCAACCCCUCUCUGUCAGCAUUCCCCAAGGUUUUGUCCUUGGUCCACUACUGUUCUCUAUCUAUACUGCCUCCCUUGGUAAACUCAUCAGCUCCUUUGGCUUCCAUUAUCAUUUCUAUGCUGAUGACACGCAAAUCUGCCUGUCCUCUCCUGAUCCCUCUCCAUCUUGACCCGUGUCUCUGCCUCUCUGCGAUUUCCAACUGGAUGGCUGCUCACUUCCUUAAACUCAACCUGUCCAAAACAGAACUUCUGGUCUUUCCUCCCUCAAGUGUUGCUACUCCCAUGUCUGUCUCCAUCCAAGUCAACGGCGCUACUAUCAUCUCUACCUCUCAGGCUUGCUGCCUUGGUGUUCUACAGGCAGCAAGUUCUACAACCUCUCCUUUACCCCUCAUGUCCAGUAUAUUGCCAAAUCCUGCCGCUUCCAUCUAAUAAACAUAGCAUGCAUUCGCCCCUAUUUAACGCCGGACACGGCUAAGGUGCUAGUCCAUGCUGUUGUUCUCUCUUGUCUUGACUACUGGAAUUCCCUUCUCAGUGGUCUUACAUUAUAGAUUGCACCGUUGCAAUCUAUAAUGAAUGCGGCAACAAGGCAAAUUUUUCUGUCCGCUCAAACCUCCCACGCCUCCCCGCUCUGUUAGUCCCUACAUUGGCUUCCAGUAAGAUAUAGGGCUUAAUUUAAGAUUCUGGUGCUUGCUUACAAGUCUCGACAUAAUGCUGCUCCAAUCUACCCAUCCUCCCUAAUACACAAGUUUGUCCCAUCAAGGCUCCUGCGCUCUGCCGAAGACCUACAUCUAUCCUCUGUUCAUACUCCCACCUCUGAUGCUUGCCUUCAAGACUUCCCCAGGGCUGCACCUUUUCUGUGGAACUCCCUUCCCUUCUCCGUUAGACUUUUACCCAGUCUCUACUCCUUCAAAAAAAUCAUUGAAAACUCACUUCUGCAGUAAAGCAUAUCAAAUAAACUGUUAGCAGGUUUUCAUCCCCUGUCCCUAAUAACGCCUCUCCUGCAACUGUCAAAUUUACCUACUAAGCCCUCAGUGUGUUCUUUUCUAACAACCUACUUCACAUCCCUACUUUUACUCUUUGUGUCACUUUACCCCACUCCCUCUAGCAUGUAAGCUCAUUGACUAGGGCCCUCAACCCCUCUGUUCCUGUAUGUCUACUUGUCUGGUUACAAUUACAUGUCUGUUAGUCCACCCAUUGUACAGCGCUACAGAGUUUGAUGGCGCUAUAUAAAUAAUAAUAACAACUGCUAAAUUCUUACACCCCACAUAUGCAAGCCUCAUGAAAAGCAGGUUAAGUUCAAGUGAGAUCCCUGUGUAACAAUUUUCUACUUGCAAGAAAAAAUUCAGUGCUUGUACAAUACAGAUAUAGUUCAAAGGCAGCUCAAUCAUAAAAAAUUGAGUCUCUCUUGUCCCAUAGGGUGUAGGAUGGAACAAGAAAAGAAGGUGUAGCGUCUGGUGUCCUUUAGGGAAUGUAUGUAAUUACCAAAAAAAGGAAAAACCAAAAAGGACUGACAGUGUAGUAAUUUAAAAACUUCUUGAUAGAGUAAAGAAAAUUAAAAAUGGUAUACUUACACUUUCACGGAGCUUAAAUACAGCUCCCACUUGCGCACCUGGACCGAAUGAUUCCCGCCUAUCGAUAUAUUGUGGUAUAGAUUCUUCAAGUUUUCCUUAUAGCAGUGAGUAUCCUCAUUAAAAAUAUAAGAGACAAAAUAAAAGUAUAUAGUGUAGUUUGUUGAGCUAAUAAGCAGGGAUUAGAUAGGUUUAAAUUCACAUAUUUUGGAGCCUAAGUAUUUUCUCCAGAAGUAAUGUGUGAAGUGGUAUGAUCCCCACUAUAGGGUGUAGGUGAUGUGAAUAUUUCUUCAUUAAUAUAUAAAAUCCAAGGAGAAGAAUAACGCUACCAACAGUUUAAUCGGAACAGUCUGCAUGAGAUAUAGAUAUGCAGAAGGAAGUUCAUCUUAACCACCACAUUAAGGCAGCCAAACCAGGAAAUGUAUAGCUUGCCCCAGGAUCUGAUUGUAUUGUACAGAGGAGUGGAAGAAAAUUAUUAGCAUGCAGAUUAGCUGGAUCUUUGUGGAUCCAGAUUCCCAGAUAUUUGACUUCAGAGCACCACUGGAAUGGAAAAAACACUCUCCAGCCUAUCUGCAGUGGGGAGGUUGGAAUUGUAAUAUUUAAAAUUAUGCAUUUGUCUAGAUUCAGCACCAAAUUGGCUACCAUCUCAUAUUCCCGAAACAAUGAUAGUAGAUUGAGGAGGUAGACAUCUGGUUGAUAUAAUGUAAAUAGUUUCGGGCAUGCGGCUAUCUUGUUCUCAGUUUCCCUCUUCACGUAUCCCUUGAUUGAGCCGGACAUCCUCCAAGAACGUCUCCAGUGAUAAAACAAAAAGCAAAGGGAACAAUGGGCAACCCUGCUGUGUCCCAUUUAUGAUAGACAUCAGACUCGACAAGUCUCCAUUAACCCGAAUGCUGCCCGUUGGUCCAUAGAAUAGGGCACCCACCCACUUACAAAUGUCUGGAACAAAUGGCAUAUGCCUCAAUGUGGCCAUCACAAAUUCCCAUGUCGGCAGAAAGGUGAAAGAGAGGCUAACCCGAUUUCCUAGCCGAGUGUGCCAGAAAUCUUCAGAAAUUUAUCAGGGAAUUGUGCAGUUGAAUGUGGAGUCAUGUGAACCUUAAGUACGUGGUGUUGGGUACGUCUCUUCUGAAGCAUUCUAGCCAGUAGGUGGACACAUUUAUUAGAAUGCUUAGAGAAAAAUUGCUUGGGUUUUUGAUAUAUAUGUUGCUGCUGUUAGAUGAGGGUAUUCAACUGUCUCCUGGCUGUCAGCAGGUUCCUAAAAGACAGUAUUUAGCAAAUCCUGCUUGUGAAGAACUUUUAUACUUUUCUGAAAAAUUGAGGGAUACAAUGUUUGAGAUAGGUAUCCCCUAUCUGGCAUAUAGAGUCUGAACAUUGAGUAGAAGCAAAAAUACCAUAUUUGUCCCAAGCAAAAUGGCUAUAAAUUGGUAUAAUACACGUACACAGUAAGUUACUGUACCUUAAAUUGAGCAUUCUGUACUAUAAAGGUCAUUGCAGACUACUGUUGCAACCUGCAUAGAAUCCCUGUGAUGCCCAGGGAAUCCUUCUGUUUAAUGCUGCCUACUAGAGUUGAGCGGACACCUAGAUUUUCGGGUCCGGCGGGUUCAGACGAACUUUGAAAAAAAGUCCGGGUUCGGGCACGAACUUGACCCCGAACUUGACCCCUAGCCCCAUUGAAGUCAAUGGGGACCCGAACGUUUGGGCACAAAAAUGCCUCUAAAAAAGUCCUGGAAAGGGCUAAAGGGCUGCAAAAGGAAGUAAAAUGGGGGUAAGAGUAGGACAAGUGCCCUGCAAACAAAUGUGGAUAGGGAACUCACUUAAAAUAACAUAAAAUGUAAAAAUACAGCUGAGUCAUAAAAUAGCACUAGAUGGAAUCUUUGAUUUUAGCUUUGGAAGAACAUAAAUCAAAAUCUAAAGCAUGGCUGUCAGGACGAUCACCAGAAUUAUCCAUUUGAGAGAGGGUUGGAGUGCAGGGUAUUCUCUUUCAUUGUUCAAACUGAGCUCAACUCCUGAUGCAUGGAGAAAAGGCCUUCACAAGCCUCUGCUAUUGUGUACAUAGUUUAUACCAAGUGACUCAUAGGUUGAGGAGGCGGUGAGCGUGCCGGUGUAGGUGGAAGCGGCGGUGGAGGAGGAGGUAGCAAACACUGUUUUUCUUUUUUUAUUUUUUAAAUUGGGGUAGCCCCCAAAAUAUUGGGACAUAUAAAAAAAGAAAACUCUGUUCCGCAGAGCAACUGACCUGUCUCGCACAGUCUCAUGAGGCGGUGAGCGGGAAGGCCGAAAUUACGCUGCAGCGCAGACAGGUGAGCAGCAGCAGGGUGAGAAUGCCAAAAGCGCGCACAGAUGGCCCGCACUUUCUGCAGCAGCUCUGACAUAUCUGGGUAUACACCGUGGCGGUGUAGGUGGAAGCGGCGAUGGAGGAGGAGGUAGCCUGGUGGGAUCCAUGCCUGGUUCAUUUUAAUAAACGUGAGCUUGUCCACGUUGGCUGUGGACAGGCGGCUGCGCUUGUUUGUGAUAACGUCCCCUGCCGUGCUAAACACACGUUCAGACAACACACUGGCUGCCGGGCAGGCCAGCACCUCCAAGGCAUAAAGGACAAGCUCAGGCCAUGUGCCCAAUUUGGAGACCCAGAAGUUUAAUUGGGCAGACCCAUCAGUCAGUACGUGUAGGCGUGUGCACACGUACUGUUCCACCAUGUUGCUGAAAUGCAGCCUCCUGGUAAGACGUUCCAUAUCAGAUGGUGGUGCUGGUUCCACAUUUCGGCCAUGCUAACCCUGCCUUCUGAGGUGCUGGCGGUGCCCCAGGUGCGUUGGCGACCUCUUCCUCCUCCUCUGCCUUUGCCUUGUGCUUCCACUGAGCCCCGGUGUCAGUUGGGAAUGCCCUCAGUAGCGCGUCUACCAGCGUGCGCUUGUAGUCGCGCAUCUUCCGAUCACGCUCCAGUGAGGGAAUUAACGAUGGCACGUUGUCCUUGUAACGGGGAUCCAGCAGGGUGGCCACCCAUUAAUUCGCACAAGUUAGAAUGUGGGCCACUCGGCAGUCGUUGCGCAGGCACUGCAGCAUGUAGUUGCUCAUGUGUGCCAGGCUGCCCAGAGGCAAGGACAAGCUGUUCUCUGUGGGAGGUGUAUCGUCUGUGUCCUCCGUAUCCCCCCAGCCACGCUCCAGUGAUGCACAUGAGCUGCAUUGGGUGCCAUCCUGCUGUGAACACAGUUCCUCCUCCUCAUCCUCCAGAACUGUGCCCUGGCUGGACAAUUGUGUACCUGGCCUGGUCCCAGAGCUGCUACGAGAUUUCUCCCAUUAUCGCACACCACCAGGCCGGGCUUGAGGCUCAGUGGCAACAACCACUCAUCGGUCUGUUGUUCCAUGCCCAUCCACAGCUCCUGCGCGGUGUGGGGUUUUUCCCCCAAACAUAUGAGUUUUAAAACAGCCUGCUGUUGUUUCCCCCUGGCUGUGCUGAAGUUGGUGGUGAAGGUGUUACGCUGACCGGAUGAGGAGGUGGUAGAGAAGGAGGAAGCGGAGGAGGAGGCAACAGGCCUCCAAUCCUCGGUGGCGGAAGGACGUGCGCCAAACUGCUAUCCGCCUCAGGCCCAGCUGCCACUACAUUUGCCCAGUGUGCAGUUAGGGAGAUAUAGCGUCCCUGCCUGUCCUUACUGGUUCACGUAUCUGUGGUUAUGUGGACCUUUCCACUGAUGGAGUUGCGCAGUGCACACCUGAUUUUGUCCGCCAAUUGGUUGUGCAGGGAAGGGAUGGCUCGCCUGGAAAAGUAGUGAAGGCUGGAAACCACGUACUGUGGGACAGCCACCGCCAUCAGGUUUUUAAAACUGUCCGUCUCCAGCAGACGGAAUGACAGCAUUUCAGAGGCCAUGAAUUUUGAAAUGCUGGCAUUCAGGGCCAGGGAUCGCGGGUGACUAGGGGGUACUUCCUCUUUCUCUCCAGUGUUUGGGAGAUGGACAGCUGAACGCUUCCAUGGGACAGUGUGGAGAUGCUUGGGGACGGUGGCAAACAUGGUGGCGUGGCUGCCACAUCCUUCAGGCUCUGAUUGCACAGCGUGCAAACCACUCGUGUCUUGUCAUUAGCACAUUGUCUGAAGAACUGCCAUGCCAGGGAACUACUUGGAGCUGGCUUUGGUGUACUCGGUCCCUGGAUGUGGUGGGCAGUAGCAGGCAUACCGUCUAGGGGACGGCCGCUCUGCUUUUGCAACCUGCUCCCUCUGCACCAGCUGUGCUGGUGCCUCUGUGCAACCACCUCUUCUUCCUCCAAACUGCACAGGUCACUCUCAUGACCUUCAUUCCAUGUGGGGUCUACGACCUCAUCAUCCUCCACAUCAUCUUCCACUCACUCCUCAAACCUGCCCUCUUUGCCGGUCUGCACACUGCCGAAAGCCACAGCAGUUGGCACCUGUGUUUCGUCAUCAUCAGAGACGUGCCGCGGUGGUCCUUGCAUGUCCAUAUUCUAACACAUAAGUGGUUGUGCAUCAGUGCACUCAAUCUCUUCCACUUCUGGGGCAGGGCUAGGUGGAUGGCCCACGGAAACCCAGCCAGCAGAGUAAUCAAAAAGCUGCAUGACUUGUGGCUCAGACUGCUUGGAUGAUUUGCAAGGGGGUGAGGUGAUAGACAGAUGGCCAUGGGCUGCAGGUGCCAAUUUUGAGCUUUCAGCAGGGGACCGGGUGGGAGACAAUGUGCAGGAACUGGAGGCACUGUCAGCCAUCCAAUCUACUAUCGCCUGUACUUGUUCUGGCCUCACCAUUCGUAGAGCGGCAUUCAGGCCUACCAAAUAACGCUGAAGAUUCUGUCGCGUACUCGCACCUGAGGAAGGUGUUUCACUUGUGUGUGUAGCUGGCACAGAUCGACCACGUCCUCUCCUUGCAACAGGAGCUCCACCAACACCAGCAGCACCACCACCAGGGCCACGUCCCUUAUUUGACGCUCUUCUUUGCGUUCACCCACCAAACUAACAGAUGUUUUAUGUCAGGCGACAAUGUAACCGUCAAUAGUCAUUUUUUUUGUUUGUUUGUUUAUUGGACUGCAAGAAACACACCGCAGGCCGCAAACGUACUAUUUAGCACCCAAGAAAUUUGAAUUUUUUUUAAAGUGCGAUGUAACCACAGUAUUUGACGGUUCUAUUUGACUCUCAGAUAUGAAGUGCAGGUACCAAAUUGUCUUUUUUAGCACCUAAAGAAUAAGAAUUUUUAAAACUGCUAUGUCACAGAAGUAUUUGACGGUUCUAUUUGUCUCUCAGAUAUGAAGUGCAGUGCCCAAAUUUACUAUUUAUCAGAUUAGCACCCAGAAAAUCAGAAUGUUUACAAUUGCACUGUAACCGCAGUAUUUGACGCUUCUAUUUGACUCUCAGAUAUUUGUCAUACAACUACCAGAAUGCUAUGCCAGCUAGGGAUAUACUAUUUGCCCAUCCUUGACAGGUUGUAUUUACGAGAAGUGUUUGUGCGUUUGAAUGUAACCAUGUUUUUGUAUGAAAUAUGUGUGUGCAGGGUGUAUGUUUGGGUAUACUGUUGCCACUGUAAUGCAGUGAUGUACUUCUGUGUAAUGUUUCCUUAUUAAUACAGGGGUGUGUUUGUAUGAAGUGUUGGCUUUAAAAAAAAAAAAAAAGUGUAGUGUUGGUGUUUGUGACAUUUUAAUAAAGGGGGUGUUUGAAUUGUGUGUGUUAGAUUGUAAGGGUGUGUUUGCAUGUCGUGUUGGUGCUUUAAUGAGAUGUAUGCAAAUAUGCACAUACACUAAACAAAAUUGUAAAUGUAACACUUUUGUUUUUGCCCCCAUUUUUCAUGAGAUGAACUCAAAGAUCUAAGACUUUUUCUAUGUACACAAAAUGCCUAUUUCUCUCAAAUAUUGUUCACAAAUCUGUCUAAAUCUGUGUUAGUGAACACUUCUCCUUUGCCAAGAUAAUCCAUCCACCUCACAGGUGUGGCAUAUCAAGAUGCUGAUUAGACAGCAUGAUUAUUGCACAGGUGUGCCUUAGGCUGACCACAAUAAAAGGCUGCUCUAAAAUGUGCAGUUUUAUCACACAGCACAAUGCCACAGAUGUUGCAAGUUUUGAGGGAGCAUGCAAUUGGCUGCAGGAAUGUCCACCAGAGCUGUUGCCUGUGAAUUGAAUGUUCAUUUCUCUACCAUAAGCUGUCUACAAAGGCGUUUCAGAGGAUUUGCCAGUACAUCCAACCGGCCUCACAACUGCAGACCACGUGUAACCACAAUAGCCCAGGACCUCCAUAUCCAGCAUCUUCACCUCCAAGAUCGUCUGAGACCAAAGAAUUUCUGCACAAAAUUCACAAAAAUCAGAAACCAUCUCAGGGAAGCUCAUCUCCAUGCUCGUCGUCCUCAUCGGAGUCUCAACCUGACUGCAGUUCGUCUUUGUAACCGAAUUGAGUGGGCAAAUGCUCACAUUCAAUGGCGUCUGGCACUUUGGAUAGGUGUUCUCUUCACGGAUGAAUCCCAGUUUUCACUGUACAGGACAGAUGGCAGACAGUGUGUAUGGCAUUGUGUGGGUGAGCAGUUUGCUGAUGUCAACAUUGUGCAUCGAGUUGCCCAUGGUGGCUGUGGGGUUAUGGUAUGGGCAGGCAUAUUUUAUGGGCAACGAACACAUUUGCAUUUUAUUGAUGGCAUUUUGAAUGCACAGAGAUACCAUGACAAGAUCCUGAGGCCCAUUGUUGUGCCAUUCAUCCACGACCUUCACCUCAUGUUGCAGCAUGAUAAUGCAUGGCCCUGUGUUGCAAAGAUCUGUACACAAUUCCUGGAAGCUGAAAACAUCCCAGUUCUUGCAUGCCAGCAUACUCACCGGACAUGUCACCCAUUGAGCAUGUUUGGGAUGCUCUGGAUCGGCGUAUACGACAGCGUGUUCCAGGUCCUGCCAAUAUCCAGCAACUUCGCCCAGCCAUUGAAGAGGAGUGGACCAACAUUCCACAGACCACAAUCAGCAAUCUGAUCAACUCUAUGCGAAGGAGAUGUGUUGCACCGCGUGAGGCAAAUGGUAGUCACACCAUAUACUGAUUGGUUUUCCGACAAACCCCCCGGACUCCCGCAAUACAGUAAAACUGCACAAUUUAGAAUGGCCUUUUAUUGUGGCCAGCCUAAAGCACACCUUUGCAAUAAGCAUGCUGUCUAAUCAGCAUCUUGAUAUGCCACACCUGUGAGGUGGAUGGAUUAUCUUUGCAAAGGAGAAGUGCUUACUAACACAGAUUUGUGAACAAUAUUUGAGAAAAAUAGGCCUUUUGUGUACAUAGGAAAAGUCUUAGAUCUUUGAGUUCAGCUCAUGAAAAAUUGUAGCAAAAACAAGUGUUGCUUUUUAAUUUUGUUCAGUGUACAUACAUACAUACACAGAUAUACAUACACAUUGAUACACAAACACAGAUACACACUGACACAUUAAAACAAAUGCAUUCACACACACACACUAAAAAACACACACUCACACACUUACACAUGCACACACUGACACAUACACGCUCACACCCAUACACACACACACAGCUUAACAUACCUUUUAUGUGCAAGAGGAUGGCUUCCUUGGGGUCCUGGUGCUAACACUCUGGGUCUGGUACUGGCAAUGUCCCACACUUCUUUGCCUGCUCUCUCACUCCCAUGCUGCUCUCUCCCUGUAUCUGGGAGGAAGUGACAGACACUCAAUCUUAAAUGUUCACUGCGUCUCGAUGCUCCCCCCUCCUUCCAGUCCAUGGUGCAGCCUCACCGGCUGCACUAGCGGUUGUUCCUGCCACUGUUCAUAAUAGCUCCAACACAUUUUUAAUAUUCAAAACUCUAUUUAUCUUAACAGGAGCUAGCUCACAGCCUAUAUGCAGGGGAAAUGGUGACAUGACGCGAUAGGGCUGACUAUAUUGUAAAGAUUUCACUGGGAACAGUAUUUAGUGACUAGUGGUUAGCUAAGUUUUAAAUGGUACAUUUCUUUGGCCUCUAAUAUACAAUGCUGCUUUAGGUUGGAUGGGAAAACAAUGUGCAGACCAACUCUCAACUUGUACAGUGGAAUGAUAUUAUGGGCCUCUAACAUGGAUGUUAGCAUUGAUGUUCCUGGGUGAGUGCUGCACAACAGGAACUACUGCAACACGAUUCCCCUUUCGUGGCCAAGUUGGAGACACAAAGUCUCAAAUCUGGGAGGGAUUCUGACAUGUCCAUCUCACCCAGUUAAUUAAUGUCUAAGGGAAUAGGAAUGCAAAUACCUUGGGUUGCUAUACUGUUGAUAGAUUUAUUUUUGUGUGUGUACAUAUAUAUAUAUAUAUAUAUAUAUAUAUAUAUAUAUAUAUAUAUAUACUUGAAUAAGCUUUGUGGGAGGAGUUGUGUACCAAAACAAUAAGAAGGCUACGUAGUGAGUUUGGAUCGUCAAAACCGGUUGAAUGAUCCCUAUCCUGUUUGUCUAUAUUCCAGUGGAAAACAACAGGUCCUCUAGCUUCUCACUUGAGAAGAUAGAUAAAGUUUCAAGGUCAAAAUGGGAAAGAGCAUAGGUCUGUGUUUCUUUAACUGAGAACAAUUUAGCACUGUGUUUAAUCUAACCUUCCUAUUGUAGUUUAUGGGCAUAUAACCAUAUUAAAUGUAUCAUAGGUACCACAAUUCAUCCCAUUGUCCUUUUGAAUUCAAUAUAUUGCUGGGAACAUGGGAAACUCUGGGAAAGUAAAUGUUUUUACAGCAGCCGAGCAGCUGGUACACACUAACUGAUGAAUGAGGAUUUGGUCGACAUUUGAUCAGACAUACAAAACACCUGGACCAUUCUGAACACAUAAACAAAGAUAAAGGCCAAAUCGUGGUUUUAUUAUGUUGUCGUUUUAUCUAGAAUGUCUAGACAUUUUCCAUGAAGUUCAUGAUUGUGAAUAUUUAACAAAUUAUAUGCUUGAUUUAUUUAAGUAACAUAUACACAGCAUACAUAACACAAAAAUGAUUAUACACAAGCCGCGUGAAACACACCUUUUAGUCACACAAUAGAUCUUUUCACUUUCUUUUAUCAAAUACCAUUUAUCUACAAACAUGAGAUGCGUCACUAACAUGCCCAAUCCAUAAAACCUAACUAUUAAAAAUUUGUUAAAGAACAAGAUGACUUAAAAGUGCAUUACAUUGUAUAUAUAUUUUGCAGACCCCCAUGCUUUAUAUUUUCUAUAGUCUAAAUCCCAUUUGAAGAAUUCUAGAUUAGUGCACUUUUGGAUCUGAAAGAAGAAUGUGUGAGAAGACAAAAACCAAAGCACCAAGCUCAAACAGAAGAAUAUAGACCAUUUCAACGGAACAGCAUCAAAUUGUGUGAAAACACAAUAUCAGCACAAAGGAUGCAUAGGGCAAAAACAUAAACUGCAAAAAAUACAUCAUGCAUCCCAGGACUCCCAGGGAAUAUAGCCCUAACUGGGCCAUGUUGUAGGUCUCUCCCUGUAACUUUGUAUAAAUAGGUAACUAGGCGCAAAGGUAAAACAUAUGUAUUUUUUAAAAUCUUCAUUAAAUAAACAUAAACACCCACAAAAACUACAAAGAAGUUAUAAUAAUGGUCUGCACCAAUUGGUGGAGCAGACCAUGUGCUCCACCACUGGACCGCUGAGGAUUCUUUUUUUUUUCUAUCUACACAUUGUUGAUAAGACAGUAUACUAAACAAUAAUUAAAUUGAGCCUAAUAGAAGGCAUGCAGUGUCCACUGAUAAAUCGCCCUCUUGAGAGUUUGCUAAGGUGGCUGCCUGUGAUGUUUUAAGGUAGGACAGGCCUUGUUCCUAGCAAGCUCUCUGCAUUUUCCCCAUGGCUUUCUACAUACACGUGCAUGUUCAGGAACACAAAAUCAUAGGGCAUUUUACAUUGGCAUCAGAUACCCUACUGUGACACAGAUAAUUUUCCAAGCUUAUAGUAAAGAAUAAGGUGCAUAACAUUAUAAGGAGUUAUGGUUUAAACUAACCUUGCCAAAAAUGAUCAAGCUGUCUUGUGAUUCCACCAAUGCCAUACUUAACAUCAAUUAUUAUUAUUAUUAUGGGCAUUUAUAUCGCGUCAACAUAUUCAGCAGCACUUUGCAAUAUUAUAAAGGGGGAAAUUUAACAAUAAAUUAGACAAAUAUAAAAUGUUACAGGAACAAUAGGUUGAUGAGGAGUUCUAAUGGGCUUACAGUCUAUAAAGUUAUAGGAGUUUUAGUGAUCCUGAGAGUUGGGCAUAUUUAAAAACAUAUACAAAUAACUUCACCGUUAUAACUUUAAUUUAGGUUCUCAAGACAUCUUUUGAAAAUGAAGAGUCUAUACAAGUCUUCCUCCUCACACGGUCUAACCUAGAAUUCUGCAUAUUCAAUAUGCAUAUGGGAGACUUGCUCAUCAGUAGUGUGCCAUCAGUUAUGUGUUCAACAUUACAAAACAAUACACAGAGCUGUAUACCACAUCUAUUUGAAGACUUAAAGCAACACUAUAGUCACCUAAAUUACUUUAGCUAGAUAAAGCAGUUUUAGUGUAUAGACCAUUCCCCUGCAAUUUCACUGCUCAAUUCACUGUCAUUCAGGAGUUAAAUCACUUUGUUUCUGUUUAUGCAGCCCUAGCCACACCGCCCCUGGCUAUGAUUGACAGAGCCUGCAUGAAAAAAAAAAGGUUUCACUUUCAAACAGAUGUAAUUUACCUUAAAUAAUUGUAUCUCAAUCUCUAAAUUGACUUUAAUCACAUACAGGAGGCUCUUGCAGGGUCUAGCAAGCUAUUAACAUAGCAGGGGAUAAGAAAAUCUUAAUUAAACAGAACUUGCAAUAAAGAAAGCCUAAAUAGGGCUCUCUUUACAGGAAGUGUUUAUGGAAGGCUGUGCAAGUCACAUGCAGGGAGGUGUGACUAGGGUUCAUAAACAAAGGGAUGUAACUCCUAAAUGGCAGAGGAUUGAGCAGUGUGGCUGCAGGGGCAUGUUCUAUACACCAAAACUGCUUCAUUAAGCUAAAGUUGUUCAGGUGACUAUAGUGUCCCUUUAAAUGAGAACUCACUUUCAUUUAAAGCAGCAAUACAAGCAGGAAAUGUAUCUGGUGGCUUUACCUGAUAUAAACAAUGGCAUCAAGAGAUCUGUAUCUUUGAUUGAUUUCUUUGUUCACACAUAAAUAAUGUGAAGGUUCAGCCAGAAAGAUCAGAGACAGGAAAGUUCACUAGGAGCCCUAGAUGUUUUUUUGUUUUUUUUAAAUCAACUGUGGAUUUUAGAAACAAAGAAUAUUACACUGCUGACAUAUAGAAAACUUUUUUGUUAUAAAAUAACACAAAAAUGACUGUCUAGAUAAUAUUUGUCACAUUAGAAGCAAACCAAUCACACUUAUAUUAGUAUCUUCUUCCCAUAUGGCAAUACUGCGCUUCAUAUAACAAAUCACUUCUCUUCUUUGUUUUCCUUGAUACGGGAGAAAACUGAUACUUCUAAGUGCAUGAAAUCACUUUGUUUAAACCAUGUAAGACUCAAACAUUACUGGAGCACUGGCGAGAGAGGUCUGAUUGAAUAAAUAAGACUAACCUGUAGAAAAGGAUGUUGUGUCACUCUCAAUAUAUUAAAGUUCUAUUUUGUAUUAUUCCAUUAUUAAAAUGUAACUAAAGAUUAUUUAUGUAAUUAGUUAGAUUAGUAAUUAGUUAGAUUGCAUUUGACACUACAAAUGUGGCUGCCGUGUUGGAAAGGCAUGCUUUUGUUCUGCUCUUCAAUAUUGUAGCCAACAUCCUACAAUGCCAAGCACUCUUAUUUGUAUGGGCAAACAGGAUUUGACCUUGUCAAAAAUCCAUUAUUAAUUUUUAAGUGAUCAAAUUUAUGUAGGCUACAGGGAUAUAGAAGCCUGUGUCAAUCUUACUGUGCAGAGAGGGCUGCUAACAUUUCUGCAUGGACAAAUCCUACUUACCCCUGCACAUAUUUUGAAUGAAUAACGAAUAAUCGAAACUUUCCGCAUCAUCAUAUCCCAUGCAGAGCGGUGGCUUUAGGUGCCAGUUAUCCUCAUGUUUUGUCAAACAGAGUUUGGAAACAAUCCGCAAGGACUGCACCCAUUGCCCCGUGGCACCAUAAUGGAGUGUAUGUUUAAUAGGAAUACAUUCUUGAUGGGAUAUAUAUAAUAUCCAACACACUCUCUAUUUAUUGAGGAGGGAAGAGGUUGAAGAUCUGUAUUUGUAAGUGUCCGGCUGUGUGUGCACAUUAGCAUUCCAAUGCAUUGCAUUGAAGCAUUGCAUUGACCGAGAUCAUCAAGAGUGAUGAUCUCUGUCACGAACACCCCCUACUCCCAAGAGUGUGCGUGAUUUGGUUCUGGUGGUGAAAGGAUUAAAGUUCACUAUUUGUCUGCACUAGACCGGAAAUAAUGCUAAAAAUCUCUCUAAAUAUAAAUAUUACUAUUUUAACGCUGCCACCACCAAGACAAUUUAUAGGUGAGAUGCUUUGGUCCCCCAGGCAAAUUAAAAUAAAAGCCCACCAAACACAAUAUCUAUGCACCAAACACUAAUUAAUUAAUAGGUCUAUUCAGGUAACAUGAUUCUUUACCAGGUAAAGGCAGAACUUAAUAAAGGAAUAUUUAUUUUAAACAAAAAAAGUCACAGUGCAUACAACAAUAGAUGACAAAUUAUUUACACCAACAACAGAUAAAAAACAAAUAGGAUAAUUUAACAGAAAUCCUAAUUUCUCACUCACUUAUGUUUUAAAAGUAACAGUCUUCUGUCCAAGAGGGCUCUGGCAAUGAAAUAGGGUGACUCACUCAAAAUUAGAUUUUGGCCCCCAGCAAGUACAAUAGACAUUUACAUAUCAUUGGAUAUAUGCCCUCUUGACUCAUCUUAAGUUUCCAAGCCUUGCCCAGAGGUGGAGAAAAGGUGUAUCUAUAGAAACUAUAAGUGACCAGACCAACACCAAUCCAAAUAGAAACUUUUGGUUUUAUCUCCUCUUUUGUACUUGCCAUACAAAUAAUAAUUUAAUCUAUGACUUUGUUGUAAUUUUUACUUAUUCCAUAGAUAUGUCACAUAAUAUAAUGGACAUCACAAGUCCUUCCAAAUGGCUUAAGAUGCACUAAUCAUGUUUAUAUUUGGUUAGAAGGUUGUGCUUGUCUUAUUCUAAAUAUGCACAAAAUGAGGCUUAAUUAUUAAUCUGUGGGUAAUUAUUCUUGUUUCUCUUGGAUAUGACACUGAUAUGACACUGUGACACAAGGGUCCUUUGAUAUGAUAAUUAACAUAGCAAGGAAAUCCACUAUCUAUUAAGAGUUACCGGCCAUAUGGUCGAAGUCAGUUAGUUUACAUUGAAACUAAACAUACAGGCAACGGAGGGGCAACAUUUCACACCGUCCAGAAGCCUUGUUUAAUCAAACGAACAAUUCAUUUCACACCUUGCAGAAGCCUUGGUUGAUUUCAUGUUGUAAACCAUCUGACCUCUUUUACAUUCCUAUAUAAUUUAUAUUAACUCUUUCUGACAUCUGUUCUCUACCAAGCGGCCAAUUCAUGUAUGCACUACACAAAUCCCAUUAAACAGCAAUAUUCUAUAGUGCAACAAUUAAUUAAGCACCCUUGCCAUGACACUCUCAUCCAAAGAGGCAGAGCAGUCAGUGAGAGUGCAGUAUGACAAGGGAGAAAAGGCACGUAAAACUAACUUUCUCAAGUACUCCAGGGAGAGGAACCUAAACAUUUACUGGACACUAUAGCGGCAGGAAUACAUGAAAAUAACAUGUUCUCUAAAAACACCUCUCAGUCUAUGAGCUUCAAGGAUGAAGUCCUCAUCAUUCGAGCAGUUAUAUGAAGGCUUUAAAUGUUCUCAUAGAAAAGCAUAGACUUAAUGCUUUUCUAUGGGGGUUGCAAUUACAUUAGUCGGUUACUGCAACAGGAAGUAGCAAUGUACUAUCACAGGAAGUACAAUGCAACUUCUGCAUUGUACUGGCACAGGAAAAGCCUCUAGCUACUGGAAAUGUGUUUAACUCUACAAUGUUUUUCAUGUCAGGGUUAAACAUACAAGAUCACAGCUCCCAGGCCACUUCAUCAAGAAUAAAAAAAAAAGAAUACACAAAACUGUGUGUAAACAGUUUUCACUAAAAGGGAAAAGAGACACACAGCGGUCAGAGUUGGUGGUACCAGCUCCACCCUAGGGCUUAAGCCCGAUGUUAUAACUAAAGAAAUGAUAAAUAACUAAUAGAGUCCCAAGACUAAUGAGACUCCAAAUCUGGUUUUAUACAAAGUCAGAAAAAAGACAUUAUGAAAGUAUGUAACCAAUCCAGAAAUAGGCUUGGAGUUACAUUAGUAAAAUAUACUACAGACAGCAAUUACAUCUAGUCCCAAAAAGUGCCUAUGAAGAGUCAAAUAAUAAAUACUUUAUUGAUACAUUUAGAUAAAAGGCACUAUGUAACUGGGGUGAUUGCUGAGUGGCAGGGGGUAUACUAAUAAUCUGAAGGUACUCUAAGUCUCUAUAAUAUAGUAUAGACCUUUUUCCAAAUCAGUUAAUCAGCAAUCCGAUUAGAGGGUCUAAAAUCCAUACUCAGAAAGUAAUAGGGCAGCAAUCAGUUGGUCAGUAUAUAGACAGGGUCAGGAAAUAGCAAGUAGUGGCAAACUAUAAAACUUCUGAUAGCAAGAGCGCGAAGAUCUCAACUAUUAACACAUAAAUACCUAGCAAAAAGCUUGGAAACAAUUUAACAAAGGAGAGAUACUGAGCUAGUAUGACCCUAUGAUCCCUCAAAACACCUUCAAGGGUGUUCUAUGCUAUCUCUAAGAACUAGAGCUAGGACCUAUCAGAUUGCCCCUUGCCACAAAAAUAAAAGAAAAAAACUCCAAGCUACAAAAUUAAAGUGAAUAAAGGCGUUAAACACCUAGUGCUCCCAUAGUGAGUGAAGUAACAACAAACAAAAAAAAAACGACGCGCGUUUCAGUGCGUGUAGUGGCACCUUCGUCAGGGAAGGAAAAUACCUGUGUUUCUGCCAUUAAUUUAAAGCCCCCCCGACCAAUCCGCAUCGUCUUCUACUCGCCUCAAUAACCACUAACAGGUGUGUGAGGAGGCGUGACGAAGGCGGAGAUCUUCCGGGUCCGCUGUCUGCCGAUGGCCCCUCCCCUUUUCCCUACGUCAUUCGUGCAGCCAGUCAGGUUGCAGGUGGGGGGCGGGACGGGCCGAUCGCAAGCAGAGCCGUCCCUUCUUAGAACUGAGACCCUCCCACUGUAAACGUAAUUAAAAUCAUACUCCCCUAUCCCAUAGGUUAGGGGCGGGGAGGGGCUGUCAAACAAAAUAGUGGCGGCUCCUCCUAUCUCCAGCGAUAAAGCUAUACAUAUAAUAAAUAAUAGCCCUUAAGAGGCCAGAGGUUCUUAACACAGCAAUGCCCUGCCUAUAUCUAAUACUAUAUACACAAAUAUGACAGUCUAUAACCAGCUAGAUUAUACAAUGCAUCGAGGGAUACCUAUAUGUGCAUUCUCUAAUCAAUACAUAACCUAUUGUCAAUAGUAUAAGGUAUCAAUAAGACAGAUUAGAAACAAUGCAAUUAAAAGCCUUUUGGCCAUGAAAUUAACCUAAACUGUAAAUCAAUGAUCUUAGUAUAUAAUGAAUGGGCCAUCUUUUAUAUUAUAAGUAUCAAUCUAAGAUGUACUUCUGUUCAGUUUACAAAUCCAUCGUGGGGACUCCAUAUGCAAUUAGACAUAGAAAAGGGGGGGAAGGGGUCUUAAAAAAAAAUUUUUAAAUUUUUUUUUUUUUUUUUUUAGGUAUCUCCAUAAAAGAAGGAUAUAUUAAUUCAAAUACAAAAUACAGAAAGAAUGGGGGUGUAGAAUGAAACUACUAUUUCCAGAAUCACAGUAUAAAAUUACAGUCCCUAUGACUUUGUAGAAUAGUGUUAUACUCUACUUUUAGAGAUCACUAAUAAAGGGAGAAUAAGUGAAGCCUUCAUUUAACCCUAUUGGUGACAGUGUGAUAAGGCGGUAUAUCCAAAAACACUCUCGUCUCCUCAGAAGUUUAUCCAGAUUACCUUUCCUUUGAUCAGUUUGACCUGUUCAAUAACCAAGAAUUUGAGUACCGUAUGGUCACUUUGAUGAAAAAUUUUUACAUGUCUGGAUAAUGAGGUUUCAAUGUGUCUAUUGGAUUUAACGGAAUUAAUAUGUUCUAAAAUCCAUCUUUUAAACGGUCUAAAUGUCUUGCCCACAUACAACUUAUCGCAUUGGCAUAUUAUCAAAUAGAACAACCCUUUUGUAUUACAAUUAAAGAAAGAAUUUGGGUAUAAAACAUCAGACUUUAAGCUGUCUUGAAAACUUUUUGAGUCCUUACAAAUAUAGUUACACGCUUUGCAGCAACCACACUUGUAAGUCCCCAAAAGUUUGUUAGACAGCCAAUGUGUCGAAAUUGUUGACGACCGUUUAAAGUGACUAUGUACUAAAAAUUCUUUGAUGUUUUUACCCCUUUGUGCCACUAAAGCCGCAUUGGGGGAAAUGACCUCUUUGAGAUGUUCGUCUUGUCUAAGCAGCGGCCAAUAUCUAUUUAGGAUCCUCUUGACGUGUUCCCACCCCAUAUCAUAAGUGGCGAUACAUCUCAAUUGCUUAGAGUCAAAGUUGGUAUGAUUUUUUGGAGGUAGAUCUUCCUUGAUGAGAUCUCCUCGAUCCGUUAGUAAAGCUCUAUGGUACGCCAUUUUAAGACAUUUGUGGGGGUAUCCUUUAGCUCUAAACAUUGCAUGUAACUCCUUAGCUCUCACCAUAAAAUCCUCUAUAUCGGAGCAAUUUCACCUAAGGCGUAAAUAUUGCCCAGUCGGUAUGCCUCUUUUUAGAGGCGUCGGAUGAUAACUCCCCCAAUUCAAUAGGCUAUUGGUAGCCGUACCUUUCCUAAAGAGGUCAGUUUUAAUGAUGCCAUUGGCCUCCGGAGUCAAAGUAAGGUCUAGGAACCUGAGAGAUGGUUUCCCCAUUUCAAAGGUAAAUCUUAGAUUAAGAUCAUUCUUGUUAAGAUGCUGUACGAAUCGAGAGAAAUUUUCCACAGUACCACUCCAGACUAUCAUGAUAUCAUCGAUAUAUCUCUUCCAAGAGAGAAUAUAUCGAGUGAAUUCUUUUAAAUUGUCCAUAAACACAAUUUUUUCUUCCCACCAUCCCAGGUGAAGGUUGGCAUAUGAGGUCGCACAAGAUGUCCCCAUAGCUGUACCCUGCACCUGGUGGUAGUAUAUACCAUCAAAGGUGAAGAAGUUGUGCGUCAAAACGAACUGUAACAGUUCGAUGACAAAUUCGCUGUGUUUAUGGAGACAUAUACCCCUCUGUUGUAGAAAAUAGCGUGUAUGCUUUAAUCCUAAAGCAUGGGGGAUCGAACUAUACAAUGACUCCACAUCUAAGCUGCAAAGAAUAGAAUGUGUAGACAUGGUUAGUGUAUUUAAGUGGGACAAAGUUUGUUUAGUGUCUCUUAGGUAGAAAGGAAGCUUAACCACCAAAAGUCUUAAAAUAUGAUCCAAGUAAAUACUGACGUUUUGUGUCAUGCUAUUAUUACCCGACACUAUAGGCCUACCUGUUAAUUCUUGAUAUUUUUUAUGAAUUUUAUGUAGGCUAUAGAAUGUGGGUAUACGUGGAUUUAUAAUAAGCAUGAAAUCAUACUCUUUCUUAGAUAUUAAAUUAUCUUUAAGCCCCCUUUGUAAAAUGUAUUUCAAUUUCUCCAGAAAUACUUUUGUGGGGUCUGAUUUAAUAAUUUUGCAUCAGUAAGUAUUUUCUUGGUGAUAGAGACAUAGUUUGUGGUGUCAAGAAUAACAAUAUUUCCCCCUUUAUCAGAGGGUUUAAUUGUUAUCUCAUUUCUCGCUUGUAGAUUUUUGUGUCAAAGAUUUUCUUUUUUAAAUAUAUCUUGCUCAUGCCAUAGAGAUAUCAGAGUUUGUAAAUGUUUACAGUCAGAAUGGGAAAGACCCAAUUUCUUAAUUCUUUCAGCUCUUUUUUUCUCUGUGCCAAAUGUAAAGCAAAUUUUUAUAUGAAUAAAUAAAUGUCCUUAUUAAAGGUACUUAACAUGCAAAGUUAAUUAUCUUAUUCUGCAUUGUCCUAGCCCUAAUUAUUUCCUGCAGUCUGGAUUGAAUUGAUUAUCUGACUUGAAAGCUCUCUCUCUUAGGUCUCGGCCAACUUUGAUCUAAAAUAAGUUGAAGGAGUUGUGCUAAAUUAUUAAGUUUUCUCUCAUUUUAUAAGAAUGCCUUUGCCUACAAUAUGUGUGGUAAUACCUCUGGAUAUAGUCUCUUUAUCUGAUUGUCAUGAUUCCGACAUUUAGUGUUAUCUGAGAUUGUGGUGAGUACGGAACUAGUGUGUUUGUGUGGUUAUCACUUAGUCCUAAAUAAUAGUGCCCUCCUUAAGGUCCCUGAAAACUCUUUGGUAUUUUAUAUGCUUUUUUCUAUCUUUCACUUGCUUUUGAAAAUUCUGAAGAUUUUGUUCCGUGGAUGGCUUAAGGUACAAUGGUCAUGUUUGUACAUCUUUUGUAGGGCAUUCUGAAUAUGUAUAACAGGAGGAAUGAUUAUUCAUCACUGGGUUAUGAUUUUUUAAGGUUUUUUUAAUAUAACUUAGCACAGAGUCUGGCUCUUGAUAAUUGUUAAUUAGCAUAUCAGAAGGAUUCAAGGUCUUCUAAGCAGAGCAGUCAAACAGUGUGUAGCCAGUAGGUCUGUGGGAAAGUACACAUGAAUGUCCUUUGGGUUCAAAGUUUCAUACCUGGUCCAAAGGACACAGCUGUAUGUUUGGCUGAAGAGUAAGGGAUCAAAAAACUGUUUCCUAUUAAUCUAGCAUCCAAAUUAGCCCUUCUGGUGCUGUAAUCAGCCAUACCACCUCUAAUGAGUAACCAUUUAAUUUAUACACCAUACACAUAAUUUUUAUUAACAAUAUUUCAACAGUGAAACAAGGAAUCAUGCUCGAUGGGCAUGACAGGAGGGCAUCCCAUAAGGAAGGGGCAAGCAUGGAGAGGUCCAGCUGGCAAGAGUCUGGGGUGCUAGUAUGAGAACGGGAUAGUAACAUCGUUGGUGGAGUGAAGAGGCCAGGCUGGAACAUAUCUGCUAAUGAGGAAGGGAGAUAUAAGCGGGGGCACCGUUAUGGAGAGCUCUGUAGGUACUUUAAACUGAUUUCUAAAUGAGCCAGGAAGCUACUGUAGAGAUUUACAGAGGGGUGAGGUUUGAGAGUGUUAGGGCAUAAGGUAGAUACGUCUGGCAGAAGUGGACUGUAGAGAGACAAUUUGAGCACUUUUCAAGCCAAUACCUAGAGGGUUACAAUAAACAAGGUGGGAAACAAUGAAAGCAUGGACAAGCAUUUUGAUAACUUCCUGAAUGAGAAAGGGUCGAGAAAUGUUCUUAUGGUGAAAGCGACAGGAUUUGUUGAUUGAUUGAUUUUAUGUAAGGUAAAGGUCAAAGUCAAAGAGCACUCCAAGACAAUGUGCUUGUUGGUAGAGGUUAUGGAUAGUUCUGUCUGUGAAAAAGGUACAGAUGCAGUCUUAGAGGGAGGAAACAGAUGGAGGUUGGACUUGGAAAAGUUAAGUUUUAGGAAUUGUGAAGUCAUCCAAUCAGAGACAGCUGGGGGGAGAACUUCUUUAAAAUAUUGAUUGUUUUCCAAAUUUGGGUAUCUACAUGUAUAGGUUUAUGGUGUUGACCUUGAUCUUUCACUGAGUCAGGUUGAGAACAUGGAUUUAAAUGGGCCAACUAGUCAGGAGACAGAGUCCAGUUCCAAGAUUAAACUCUAGUGCCCCACCAUCUAUAAACUUCACCUGACAUUUUUGAUAACUAGAAUGUUUAACCUUGAUGAUGAUGAUGCAAGCAUUGUUAUUUAUAUUAUGAUUAAUAUAAAGAAAAGCUGUCACUUUGCUAAUUGCAUACAGAGAAAGGAGGAAGAAGCACUCACUCUAGACAAGAGUGCAUGGACCUGGUACCACGUAAACCAGCCAUAGUAACACAAAAUAGAAAAUGGACCACUGGACCAUUUUCUUUUUUCUCACAUUGACUAUUAUGUCACAUUAUGGUUGCUAAAAAACAAACAAACAGCAAUACAUUUUUAAUUCUACAUUUUAUACAUCAGAUUCUAUCUAUAAUGCCCCAGUAGGGCAUUCUUUGUGAAUCUCUUAAUAACCUAUAUAUUUUCUGAGUUUAAUGCACAUGCCCAUAUGGAACAACAUUGCAAGAAGAUUCCAAGUUAAGAUAGGUGGGAGGGAUAAGGUCUGCUCUCCAUCUUUACAGUCUCUCUGUAGAGAUAGAUAGGAAUAAAAUUUAAAAAACCACAAGUAGUACUUGCACUCAAUCACAAUAGGUGCAGGUAUCUGGGUCACCUCCAAAGAUCCUCAAUAAUAUUAUACAAAAAAAUACCAAAUGAUACCGCACUCAAUAGAAUAGAUAUAACUGAAUAUAAAUUUAUUAGCAAAAAAUGCACUAAGGACAAAUGUAAGCUAUCUUAUAAAAAGACAAGAGAACACCAUAUGUUUAUAUAUGAAAAAUAUCUUAUCCACUAUACUAUAAAGUGCAAAAAAAGUGCUAAAGUGCAAAAUAUCACAUCACCAUGGUUCCUAAAUGAACAUUUAUAAAAUACAAACAUUAAUGCCUGUUUCAAAGUCCUCUGCACAGAAUAAACCAUAUGGCCCAGCAAAACAACAGACUGUACAUAAGGGUAUAUGUACAUGAAUAAAAUACAAAUGAAAAUAUGGUGGACAGAAAAUAUUUACACUCAAUUACUACUGCAGAUCAGUUUGGGUAAAUUAUACAAAAGCUAUGGCAGACUGUGUAAACAAAGCUUAGAACAUGAAAACAAUGAUCUUUAUUUAAAAAAAUGAAUGAAUGUACUGCAAAAAAUAAAAUUGACAUAAUGAAAUCAAAAGAGAAUACUUAAUGCUUGCCCACCACAGAACUGAAAUGCACCCUAAUUCCAGUAUGGGAAGACCUUGAAAAAUCUUCAAGUAGCGGACCAGAAAUUGGUCAUAUCCGUCGCAUGUCCCUGAACUGAACAAGUGGAGCAGACCAGAAGUGGUCGGUGGCAUACAAACUAUAGAAGGGAUAGUAUAAAAGACAAAGUGACCAAAAGUAUUGACCAAAAGCAAUUAGUCACAAAUUAUAGGACAAAAUCACAUAAAUCUAACUCAGAGAACCCCUACUUUUAUAAAAAUUGCUUUAAGUCAUAAUCUUCAUUAAGACCCAUUGGGUGUAGGGUCUCAAGGCUGCUAAUCCAUUUGGAUUCUCUUUGCGUUAGGAGUCUCUGCCUAUUGUCUCCCCUUCUAAGUGGGGGGACCCCAUCGAUCACCUGGUACCUCAGUUGACGUUAUGCCCACAUUGUUUGAAAUGCCGGAGUUACUACGCAUUGGAGAGGAGGGGAUUUUAACAAAAAAAUAAAGUUUACAAGAAACCAAAUGGAUCUUUGAAAUGUGCACUUUAACACCUAGAGGGCUCAACAUUGAUUUUGAAAUGAACUGUAUUUUAUGAUUUUUUAUGUAUUUAUUAUUUACUUCAUGCGUUUGGGCUAAUGAUAUACCGUAUAUACUUGAGUAUAAGCCGAGUUUUUCGGCACAUUUUUUGUGCUGAAAAAGCCCCACUUGGCUUAUACUCGAGUCAGUGUCUGUAUUAUAGAGAGCGAUAUGUAUAUAUAUAUAUAUAUAUAACAAUAUCCCAGUGAGUAACACCAAUAGUAAUAGAUACUCUGACACCUUAGUGGGUUUUCCCUUUAACCCCACAACAAACAGAAAUGUACAUACAAUAUAAGGUGGAGUAUCUUUCUUAUGAAAUAUUUGUAAGUCGUUCUUCCUAAGGUUAAAACAUAGGUAGAAAAAAUAGUGCAAUAUAGCCAAUAUUAAAUAAUAAAGUGCAAUGGUAAAUAAGAAAAGCACUCACAAACAGAGAGCCACUAUUUUGGCUAGAGGGACCCACUCCCUUGAACUGGCAGGGGUACCCAAACAAUAGGAUAUCCUCACAGUUUGCAGUGUGAAUAAAGUGCUUUAUUGAAAAGUGUUCAAUAAAUAUAAAUUAAUUAAAUUAAAGGAUAAAAAAACUUACAAUUUUGAAGGUAAGUCCUUUUGUAAAGUCUUAUGAAGUGUAAAACGCGUUUCGCCCAGUUUAGAGGUUUCCUCAGUUGCUAGUUGAUCUUGUAUGUUAAUCCGUUUUAAAUAGCUCUGCUUUGGCGGUCUUUUUGCUCUCCUUCCGUCCUCGGUCGGCAUUCAAGGAAGUUUUCAUUUCCGCUUCCGGAUUUUUUGCGUUCCAACCGUGGAAUGUACUCGUCACGUGACACAUGCUGUAUCAGUUCAAUACAGAUACGGUCUUUUAAGGAAUGUAAAUGCAUAUAUGCAUUUCAAAGUAUCAGUUCAAUACGGAUACGGUCUUUUAAGGAAUGUAAACAUUAUGCAUGCAUUUAGCAUUUAGCAAUGCCAGUCUGUAAUAAAUAUGAUCCUUCCAAAGCUUCUAUCAUCCAAAUUUCUGACAAUAUACAUACACAGAAAACACAUGAAACAAAGUUUAUAUGCCAGUAUAUUUCUAGAAUAGAAGAUGUUAUGCAUUAAAUUGUAGACAUUAUGGUGAUAAGAACAAUAGUAAUUGUACAUAUAUAAAAAAGGUAUUAUGAAUUUAAUAAAUAUUUUUAUGUCUUAUAAGGUACUCUAAAAUUAUUUGUUUCCUUAAAAGAUAUAGAAUAGACCAAAAAAAAAAGUGGGAAGGAAGGGAAAAUUAUAAAAUUAUAUUAAAAAUGACAAACUUCAAAGUCUGAGUUAAGACCGUAAGGGGUCUUAAAAUGAAAAAUAAAACUAAUUUCUUCCUUUCGUAAUGUUUUAAUAUAAUUUUAUUUAUCCUCUCUCCAAUUUCUUUUAACUUCUUUUAUUGCACAAAAAAACAAGUUCUCAGGAUUUUGGUUAUGGACUUGUUUAUAAUGUAGUGACACAUUAUGAGUUUCUAAACCAUUUCUUAUAUUUCUAAUAUGUUCUGCAAUCCUAACCUUUAGUGGUCGAAUAGUUCUGCCUAUAUAUAAAAGGUUGCAUAUAUUUUAAAAUAUAUAUUUAAUCCCUUUUGAAUGGCAGGUUAAAUGGUCAUUUAUAAUGUACGGUUUUUUAAUUAUAUUUUCUAUAUCCUUUAAAUGUCUCUUUUUACUUUUUGUUGUUUUACAAGGGAGGCAUGUUCCACAUCCAUAAAAUCCUUUUAAUUCUUGAAUAAAGUGCUUUGUUUUUUUUAGGGGUUAAGUGACUUUUCACUAAAAUAUUUUUAAAAUUCUUAGCUCCUCUAUAUAUUCUUUUUGGUUUUGAUGGUAAAAUCAUAUUUAAAACAGGGUCGUCCUUUAACAGAUGCCAAUGUUUUUUAAUAGUUUUUUGUAUCCGUCUGUUGAGUCCAUUAAAAUUGCAGAUAAAGGGGAUUUCAUUUGUUUGUGUUAUUGUUUUUUGCUUAUAUUUUAUAAGAUCUUUUCUUUGUAAUUUUCCUAUCUCCUCUACUUCUUUCUCUAGGAUUGUUUUAUCAUACCCUUUUUCAAUAAAUUUUUUUUGAUAUAUUUGGCCUGUUUAAGAUAGUCGUAAUCUAAUUUGCAAUUUCGCCAGAUUCUUAAGAAUUGACUUUUAGGAGCAUUGUUAAGCCACGGGUUAUGAUGACAACUUGCUUUUUCGAUAUAACUGUUUGCAUCAACAGGUUUGAAGUAGUUUUUAGUUAUUAUUGUUGAUUCGUGGAUACUGAAAUGCAAAUCUAAAAAUUCUAUUUGCAAUGUGCUGUUUUGGCUAGUUAAAUUUAUUCCGUAAUUGUUGGUAUUUAGAUAUGAAAUAAAACCCUGAAGUUCUUCUGUGGUAUCAGUCCAUAUAAAAAAGAUAUCAUCUAUGAAUCGACAAUAGGACACCAAGCUUCUCCCCCAUCGAUUGCCCUGUAGUACAAAUGUUUCUUCCCAGAAUGCCAUAAAAAGGUUGGCAUAACUAGGGGCGAACUUGGUGCCCAUUGCCGUGCCACAGAUCUGGAGAUAAAAUGAAUUUUCAAACCAAAAAUAGUUAUUGGUUAAAAUAAGUAAAAUCCCUUUUAAAAUAAAAUUGACUUGUUCCUUCUUAAAAUCAGAUUUUUCUAAAAAAAUAUUUGACUGCUGCUAUUCCUUUGUCAUGUGGAAUGAUAUUAUACAAUGAGGUUACAUCACAAGUAACCAUUUGAUAUCCAUCCACCCAUUCUGUUUUUUCUAAAAUCUGUAGAAAAUGGAUCGUGUCCUUCAGAUAGGAGGAAUUUUUUAUAACUGUCGGCUGAAGUAGGGUGUCUAUGUAUGUAUAUUGUGAGAAAUUUGGAUGAUAGAAGCUUUGGAAGGACCAUAUUUAUUACAGACUGGCAUUUUUGUUUUGUUUUGUUUUUUUCUCUCUUUAUUUCUAUAUGUCAAAACAGGAAGCACCGCCAUUUUUUUUCUCUCUCUCUUUAUUUAUAUAUAUCAAAACAGGAAGCACCAUCAUCCUUUUUUUUUCCAUUAGCAUUUCCUGCUGCUAUACCUGUCUCCAAUAUGGUAAAUUGGAGGCAUAUAUAGGUGGGUCAGCAAAUGGGAGGAUAUACUGCACUUGAAAAAGACCCUGGAGGGUUGAAACGCGUUGUGCUAGCUGCUGUGUCAGCCAUUUCUGCUUUUAUUAUUUUAUACCAAAUAAAUGUUUAUUUUAACACUUCACCUUACCUGGUUCCUGAGUUCCUGCUAAGAAAAACUUAUUACAAACAUCUAAGAGGAGGAUCAGAUCCAGUGUAUCCCUUGGUGGAUGAAAUACCUUUAUAGUCCAGAGCCUGACUUAUGUGGCUCUGGAAAGUGUGAGUGAACAUUUUUUAUUCUCCACAUAUUGUAAAUAGGUUACAACAGUAUACACUAUGUUGUUUUCUUGUAUAUAUUAUAUAUAGGGUCUACAGUUACUGUCUGUUGCUGAAAUAGGACCUAUACACGUUUUUAAAGGUAAAAUAUUCCACUGUUUGUGCGCUUUCACCUUUUUUUUCCUGUUCACUAUAUCUUCAUUCAUUACCAUCAUUAUAAAAAAUGGGCCAAAAAAUCCAUGUUAACCUAAUGCAUUUAAAUGAAAAUAUAAUUUCUCCCCAAGUCACAAAACAUAAACAGUCAUGAAGGACACAUCUUGCUUCAUGCAAAUCAUGAAUCCAUUUAUGGGAAUGUAGAUUAGGUAUCUGCUGGCCCUGUUUAUUUUCAGGGCCAGAGGACAAGGCAGCAUUCAACAUAUAUAGGGGCAAGAGGCUGGCCAUUUCCUGGCCCUAAUAAAACAUAGAGGGAGAUAGUUUACAGCACACUCUGGCCCUCAUAUUAAUAUAUUACUCUCCAUCUGAAAGCUCAUUUGCCAGGCCCCAGCCUGGUUUUUAUUAUAAAUGUAAUUAUUUAUUUGUUUUAUAGAGAAUUCACAUUCUCUUUUAGUGAGUGAGAAAUGAUUGUCUCUACUUACAUGCUGGGGUCUUACAAACCCCAGUAUGUAUUCACUUACACCUUAAUUUUACUUUAAGCGUCACUAAACGCAAUUCAGUAAAUAACAUAUAGCAUUGAUUUCUUAAAUUAAGACAGUUUCUUAAAUUAAGCCGGUAAAUAAAUUAACUUUUUCACAUACCUUUUCUACAAUGCCAAUUUCAAAUGUGAUAGGCUCUAACAAAUCAACAUGAGUAUGUUUGUUUUGUAGCAUAUCUUUCAUCGUGCGAUGACAUCCUAAAUUAUUUAUUUCAAUAUUUGUUUUUUAUAAUUAUGUCACUGAUUUCAUCGUGCAAUUAUUUAUCUAUUUUUUAUUGUUUAUUUAAUUUGUUCUACUUUAUUUUAGGUUUACUUCUUAUGGUUCCAUGCCAAGGAUAUAAUCCAGUCCUUUAAAACUCUUGAAAGGUAAAUAUUUCUGAAUUGAAAAUAGUAGGGGAGAUUUAUAAAAGUGGGUUGAAAAGUGUCUUCUUCUGGUGGUUCAAAAAUCUGUUCUAAUUUUGAAAGUAGUCAGAAAAGUGUCACUCUAAUGAAGAAUACUGUGCAACUAUUCUGUGAGUAUUCUACUUUAUUUUCUACGCCACAAUAAAACUGAUGAAAGAGAAAAACAGAAAAUAGAAUGCAAUUUUGGUUCAAAAAGGUGGAAAUGUUAAGAAAUGGAAUUUGCUCCAUGAAAAAAAUAACAUAAAAAAAAAAUUAUGGAAAAGUUACAAAAGUAAAAAACGGUGGAAAACAACAUAGUAAUUGAUCAUUCCCAGCAAAAAAAGUAAUAAAUAUCCACCUACAUAUGAGCCGCGGCUUAAUGCUGGGAGUAGAACUGUUUAAUACAAGCACAGUCACAGAAUUUAUACAUGUACAAAACUCCUCCUCUGUGCCUGAGAGAUAAUUGAAUCAGGAACUGUACAAACUCAAUUAUCUCCAGGUACAGAAAAACAUAAAAAUUUUCAAACACCCCAAAAGUACCCCCAAAAUGCACAAAAGUAACAUCCCCGGAUAGCCCUGAUCUGAGUGAACAUCAUAUCCAAAAAUCACUCAGAUCGGUUUGGUAGUUUUGAAUUGCCAUCGCUGGAAAGUUUUGACCAGCCUUGAGGUCGAAGCCCAAAAUCCGGGUUCCAGGGAAAUUGUGGCAAGGGCUGGUCUCCGUUCAUUGGGUUUUUCUACAAAAACCACAUAGUUUAUACAAAAUCUUUUAAGUGUGGAAUGCUCCCCUCAUUCGGUAGUCCAUAUCUCUCGAACGCUGUUCGUAUAGGUGGUCGGGAACUUGAACAGGCAGUAGGCCUAUUUUCUGGCGUGAAAUCAGUUCCAGGCACUCGACGACCAAGUCCCGCUGCCUGCGUUUGGGAGACAAAAUGGCCACCAUCCAUUCUGUCUACCACUUGCGUUCGGUUGCACGAAAUGGCAGGCACCCAGUGGAGCAUUCUAUUAAUUGUUUCCUUCGCGGUUUUCGUACUGGAUAUUUAGUGUUCCACGUUCUAAUGAGAUUCUGUGGUGGUCCUCGUUCGGGAACCGAACCAGGUAGGUACAAACAAAACAAAUUAAUAUCCAUAAACGAAAGGUGCCGAAUCCAAGUGAUGGGGUAUUCCUUCACACGAUAUGUUUUUAUAAUAUUUGAACUGUCUAUUCAUCAUGGGUAGUGGAUGAUUUGUGAUGUUGAAUUGAUGAAUUAGCAAUUUGGUGGUACUCCCAAUCCUUUUUUCUAACAGAACCAAUGGAGUAGACAUGAGUAACUAGUGAGUCGGUGGUACAAAAGACAUAUUUUUUUUAAUUGGAGGGUUAAUUUUUGUGUGCAAAUAACCACCUUCCAUACCCAGUGGUGGAACUACCGCGGUCUCAGGGGUCACAGCUGAUACCGGGUCUGUCACUUCAGACGUAUUGGGGGCAGGGCCCCGGUUUCUAGUUACCACGUUUCUAGUUACACCUCUGUCCAUACCUACAUACGGGCAUUGCAAGACUAACAAAUCAAGUAAACUUGAAACUCCUUGCUACAGUUUUGAUCUGCUUCUAGUGAAGUUGUCUUUACCGAUAAAAUAUGUUCAUUCAGAUACUUCUCAAUUGAGAAGCACAGGAGCUCAAAGCACAUACUCGGCAAUCCUUGCAGUCUGCCAUCAAUGCUUCUCGAAGCAUAGGGACACAUGGCACAUGCAUAUCAAAUACCACAUCUUCUGUUAGAAGCACUUACUUCCGCUUGAAACGAUAGUUCAAAACAAGUGAAGCUGGAAGUGCUUUAGGGAAGUAUUCAUUGUUAAAUGGUAUUGGUGGUAUCUUCAAAUUUGAGUAUGACACCUAAUGAUGGAUGAAGGACUGUCCCCCAGGAAGACAAGAGAGGAAUACAAUACUGAUUGCAGGGCCUCAGAAUAAAAGGUAAAAAAUUAUUAUCCACAGUGGCAUUUAACUACCUUGGGAGCUUUUAUGAGAUACAUUUGAGGUUUUAGUGAUCCCAGAUAAAUGUAUAGUAAAUUGAAAUAGAGACAGGAUUGGCAGCUAAGUGCCUGUUGACCCCAUUAAAAAUAUCUUUUACGUUGUCCCGCACAUGAUCUAAUUAUGAAUUAGAGAAAAUCUGCAGCAGAGACGGACUCUGAGUAGUUCCUUUUAUUACAAGAUGCAUUGUUUAAAGGAAAACUAUUAUAACCAUAAUGUUAUUUAAAUGUUGUCCCAUUAGCUGUUGCACACUUGCCUUAUUAAACCAUUCAAGGUUUUUAUUUUGCUGUAUUGUUGUAAACAAAUGAAUUAUUUAACAGUGACCUUAGUUGACAAGACACUCCUAAUAACAUGCACCUCAUAUAUGUGUGCUGCAUGUUUUAUAUGUGUUCACCCAUAGAAUGUUUUUUUUUAUCUUGAACAGCAUGAACAUUAUUUAGCCAAAAAAUACAUUAAUAUAUAUAUAUAAAAAAAUUGUUUUCUUUUGUCCCUUUUAAAAUUAGUAGUUACAUUUUACUGUGAAAUGUAAAAAAAAAAAAAAAAGUUUAAAAUCAAGACAUAAAUUAUGAAGUCGAUUAUUAUUAUUAUUAUUAUUAUGAUAUUUAUAUAGCGCCAUCAAAUUCCACAGCGCUUUACAAUGGGUGGACGAAAAGACAUGUAGUUGUAACCAGGCAAGUUGGACACACAGGAACAGAGGGGUUGAGGGCCCUGCUCAAUGAGCUUACAUGCUAGAGAGAGUGGGGUAAAAUUACACAAAAAGGUAAGCAUAGUAUUAGAAGAGGAAUCAGUCAGGAGCUAUUAACAGUUAAAUUGAUACGCUUUUAUGAAGAAGUGGGUUUUUAAUGAUUUUUUUAAGGAGUGGAGACUGGGUGAGCAUCUAACGGAGGAGGGAAGCGAGUUCCACAGGAACGGUGCAGCCCUCGAGAAAUCUUGAAGGCAAGCAUCAGAGGUGGAAGUACGGACAGAAGAUAGACGUAAGUCUUCAGCAGAUCGUAAGGGCCUAAACGGGACAUACUUGUGUAUAAGGGAGGAUAGAUAGGUAGGAGCAGCAUUAUGUAGAGAUUUGAAAGCAAGAAUCAGAAUUUUAAAUUGAGUUCUAUAUUUUAUAGGAAGCCAAUGUAGGGACUGACAGAAGGGUGAGGCAUGGGAGGUGCGGGCGGACAGGAAGAUGAGCCUCGCCGCCGCAUUCAUUAUUGACUGUAACGGUGCAAGUUGGGAGCACGUAAGACCACUGAGAAGCGGAUUACAGUAGUCAAGGUGAGAAAGGACAGUGGAAUGGACCAACACCUUAGUCGCAUCUGGCGUUAAGUAGGGGCAGAUGCGCGCAAUGUAGGAGCGUGAUGACUUAAGGUGCACCCACGUGCACACUCUGUGGUCGAGCCCAGCUUUCGAUGGCAGCUAUCCCGUUUCAACUCUAAGCAACUUCAAGCAAGCUACUGAGUUUCCCUCCCUACCCCUGUUUUGAACAAAACUAGUUCUUCCUAACCUACAUACCUCCUCCCCUCCAGAACUCCAAAUACCCAAGAACCCACAAAUCUUCAUCAUAGCCCUGCUGAUUAUCUCCGCCUAAGUACAUCUGUGCAAGUGGUGUGAGGCACGGUAGAUGAUGCGAGGAGAAGCUUUUGCCAUGAGGCAGUGAAGCACAGUGGUAGACGCAAGGAGAAGCAAGUGCCACAAGUCAGAGACUUACCUUUUUCUGCGAGUGCGGUAAAUGCAGAGAGGAGUCUAGCCUGAGGAAAGCAGGAGAUUGUGAAUGGUGGCGCUGAUUAAAAUGCUUCAUAGAAAAUUACACAAGUACUAUGAGUAGCUCCUUUAGAGCAUUAAUAUCUGGGAAAGGGAGGAGGUAAGAAGAAAGAUAAAGGAAAAGCAAAAGGGGGAUUAAGGGAGAAAAGUAAAGAGAUUUUAAGUUAUGCUUUUUCUGCAUAAAAUGCAAUUUCUCUGACUGCAUAUCUUAUAAAUUGAGUUGUCUAAGUAAUAUUCUGCCAUAAAAACAAAGAAGAGAAAUGGAAAAGAAACUAGGAAAAGAGUAGAAAAGUGAGGAAAAGGAAGAGGAAUACAAUAAAAAUGGAUUUAUAGAAAAAAGGGAAAGAAAAAAGAAAGAGAAAGCAAAGAGAAGGGAAGAAGAGAAGAAGUGCAAAGAUUGAAAUGAAGGAAAGAAGAAAGAACAAAGGGGAAAAAAGAGGAAAGAUAGAGUAGAAAGGGAAGGAAAGUAAAAAGGGGAAAAAGGAGAACAAAAGGAGAAAGAGAGGAAGAAGGAAGGGAGAAAAAAAGGGGAAAGAAAUUAAAGAGGAAAAACUAAAUAAAGAGAUAAAAAUCACAAUGGCUCCUAAAAUUGAAAAAAAUCCUUAUUCCUAUUCCUAUUACAAUAAAGCUCAUUAAAAAUCUAAAAUAUUUCAAAGAAAAUCAUUCGAAACUAACAAAGAUCAAUUAGGGUACUCUGAUGAAAUAACACAUGAUGAAGAGCAAAUGCUCAACCCACCUCUUUCCCAUGAAUCCUUAUUACUAAUGAUGGACAAUCUAUAUACUAAAAUCAAAAAAUGUUUAAAUUCUAACACAUUGGAAUUAAAAAAUGAAGUAUCUUCUAUAACUCAGAAAUUAUCACAACAAGCGGAUCUUUUUACGAAAUUUCAAAGUGACUUUAUGGAAAUUCUAACUAAAAAUCUCCAACUUAAUUCUAAAAUUGAAACGUAUUUAAUAGAGCUUUUUUCUACAAUAACAGAUUUAUCCUUGUAUGGGGCACAUCCCCUAGAGAGAUAUCACAUGUUUUCUCUCCAAGACGGGAGAAGAGAGGGACAUAAGAAUUAGAAACAGAAAUUGAAGCGAAAAUAAUUUAAGGAAAUAAUUUUGUAGAAAGCUGGUACACCUUUAGUGUGACUUAAAUUGGAAAUUGGUCAGAUCAGAAAUUAGAUUUCUGAUUACACGUUGUUAUUUCAAUGUAUGAAUGUCGAAUGAUUAUUUUAUACGUUGGAGGAUAUUUUACGUUUUUUUCUAUUAAAAAUUUUCAGAGAGAGCUGGUACAAAGAUAUGAAGAAGUAGGGCAGGUACGAGAGGUUCUAAACAUUAAAAUAAAAAGAAAUUAUGCUUAAUUUUAUCUCAAUAAGUGAUGCCAAAAUCAAAAAGAUGUAGUAUAUGUCCAGGAGACUCACUGGAAUAAUACAACCAAGAAAUUAUGGAAAUUCUCUCAUUAUCCACAUAUUUAUCAAGCCAAUAUUUCUAAUGGGAAAAAAAAAGCGAGGGAUAGCUAUUAUAAUUUCUAAUAAAGUACAAUUUUAGCCGAUCCUUGAGGAAAUGGACAAUAAAGGUAGAUACAUUAUUCUUAUUUGCAAAAUCAAUGAUAUGUUAUAUAUAUUAGUAAACAUAUAUGCCCUAAUCAGUCUCCUAAAAAAAUUAUUGAAAAAUUAAUGAACAGAAUAAAUCAAAUAACUCAAGGUACUUUAAUACUAGGAGGUGAUUUCAACUGCGCUCCUGAUGCCAAAUAAGAUUUAAAAAAAAAAAAUUACCAUCUAGUGCAAGAAUAGAUUCUCAAUCUAAAUACGCUGCAAGUCUACUUUUUUCAAAAAACUCUCUAUAUGACAUCGGAGAGUAUUACACCCCCAAGAACAAGACUAUACAUUUUUUUCAAAGGUACACUGUUCAUACUCAAGAAGAGAUCUAUUCGUUACUAAACAACAAACAUUAUAUAAAUGUUCUUCCUCAAGGAUCGGAUCAAUAACAUGGUCUGAUCAUGCACCCAUAUGUUAAAAAAUUGAGAGCAAUAGAGAAUAUUCCCCUCAAACAACAUGGAGACUGAAUGAAUCAUUCUGCUCUCCUGGACAGGAUAAAGAUAGGCUGAAAAAGCAAGCUGAGGAUUUUGUCGGAAUUGACGAUAAUGGAGAGACCUAAAUUUUUUUCUAUUUGGGGAUCAUUUAAAUGUUUUACCCGAAGAUUAUUUAUAAAACUCGGAUCUUAUGUAAAAAAGAAAUGCAGAGAAUCUUAAUCAAAUCUUUACAUAUCAUUAACUAAACAAGAGAAAAGAAAGAAAAUCCAAAUUCAAUACUCUUGAAAAUAUAAUACAACAAGUAAAAUGUAAAAAGAAAAGCAAUCAAAUAAGCAAAAUAAAAAUAGGAGAUAAAAUACUUUUAUCUCUGUCAUGCCAAAAGCAUGAGUUGGUGUUUGAUGUGUGUUUAUAUAUGUUAAGAGUUGUUUUUUUGUAAACCUUGGGAUGACAUUUAUUGUGGUCUUUGAUCUUGCACCAGGCCUAGACCAUAAAACAUCUAGAUAGCCAUCACCAGAGCUGGACACAAGGAAUUUCAUAGAGUGGGCAAUAGACUGCCAGACCAACCCCCUCCCCCCCUCCCCCCCCCACAGGGGUCUGCCCACUGAGAAACAACUAGUUUAGAUAUAUGAGGGUGUUGGACUAUCCAGGGAGGUCAGUUAUUCUUUUUUUUUUGUCAGUAACUUCUAGGAGACCUAUACCAUCUAAGACUCCCACAAGAAUUCUAUAUGGGGUAAAUAUAUGUAAGGAAUUUCUUGUGUUUUCUCCUAUUUUAUUUUAUGUACUGUUUUGCAAUUUGUUAUCUGUAUGUCAUUUAUUUCUGUAUUUUGUACUCAGCACUGUGAAUCCUUUUUGUCAGAUUAAAUGUUUACUUAAUCAGCUUGUGUCUCUGUUCUCUAUGAGCUUCACUCUCCAGAGGAAAGCUCAGGUAAACACGUUACCAAAAAGGGUUAACUAUAUAUGUUUUAUCAGUAAAAGUAGAACUGUGAUGCUAUAAUUCUCCUGUGUGUGGGGUAACCUAAGAUGCCCGGGUUUAAAAGUCUUGGUGGUGGCAGUAAAGUUGUAACGAGAAUAUACCCCUACACGCAGGAUCCAGCUAAACAGAGGCAAAUACAGAGGAGAGAUACGUCUACCGGACCUUAGAAUGGCCGGACUUGACGUAUAUGAGAGAAGACAGAGCCAGGAACAAACCGAGGUCAAGGGCACAGAGAGACAGCGUAAACUAGGACAAGCCGGGGUCUGGUACACGGAAAACAGCAAGCCGGCAAACAGUACAGAUAAGGAUAAAGCGAAAACGAAGUCAGAAUACGAAGCCAAAGUCAAUACGAGAAAACACAACUGAACACCACAAGCGCUAAAGGGAACUGAAACAGAAACCACGAUAGGGCAACGAGCUAAGGGAAAAAGGUAAGUUAAAUAGCUUUUAAACCAAAGUGAUUGGCUCCUGUCACUUCCACACCCCUAUAGGUAAUUGUAUAGGGAGUGUGGUAUGACAGGAGCCAAUGGGAGCCUUUUGGCAAUUAGGCUCCCACUGUCUCUUUAAGAGCGCGCCCGAGACUCGCGGCGCGCUCUUAGUUUCAGGCGGGACACGUGACCGCUUCACGCGGUCACUGCCCGCCUUCCAUCUAAAGCAGUCGGAUGAGCCGCGCGCGGCUCGUGCAGCCGCAGGACCGCGCGCGGCUUGAAGAGAGGACCGCGACCGGCCCCCGGUUAAGGUAAGUAACGCUACAGUACCCCCCCCUGAGGACACGCCCCCCGGGCGGGUAGGACCAGGCCUGGCAGGAAAACGAGAAUGGAAAGAGCGCACAAGACGGGGUGCAUGGACAGCAUCAGCCGAAAUCCAACUGUGCUCCUCAGGCCCAUAACCCUUCCAAUGUACCAAGUACUGAAGUCGACCCCUAAGGAAACGAGAGUCAAGAACAGCAGACACUUCAAACUCCUCAUGACCCUCCACCGAGAUAGGAGGGGGAGGAGGAGUAUGCCGGGUAUAGCGGUUGCGUACGAAAGGUUUCAACAAUGAGGUGUGAAAAACAUUAGGAAUACGUAGAUUCUUAGGCAGGCCUAAGGCAUAAGAAACAGGAUUAACCUUAUGUAUAAUACGAUAAGGUCCAAUGAAGCGGGGAGCCAAUUUCAUAGAAGGCACCCGGAGACGAAUAUUCAGCGUGGAAAGCAAAACCCUGUCCCCCACAACAUAGGACGGAGCUGCUCUGCGAUGCUUGUCAGCCUGAGCCUUCUGGCGAGUAGCAGAGUCCACCAAAGAACGCUGAACCUGCUCCCAAGUAUUACGCAAACCAGCCAAAUGCUCAUCCAGAACUGGCAUGCCCUGUGAGGAGAAUGCAGCCGGAAGAACAACGGGAUGCUGGCCAUAGACAACGUAAAAAGGGCUCUUGCCGGAAGAAUCAUGAGUGGCGUUAUUCCGAGCAAAUUCAGCCCAAGGAAGCAGGUCAGACCAAUUGUCCUGAUGGUGAGACACAAAACAACGGAGGUAUUGCUCCAGAGACUGGUUGGCACGUUCAGCAGCCCCAUUAGACUGGGGAUGAUAAGCGGAAGAAAAUGAGAGAGAAAUACCCAUUUCUGAACAAAAGGCCCUCCAGAACCUGGAAAUAAAUUGGCUACCCCUAUCGGAUACAAUAGAUACGGGAAUCCCAUGUAAUCGAAAUACUUCUCUAGCGAAGAUAUGAGCCAGUUCCUUGGAUGUGGGCAACUUGUGAAGAGACACGAAGUGAGCCAUUUUGGAGAACCGAUCCACUAUCAUCAGGAUUACUGUGUUACCAUUUGAAGGGGGUAAUUCAACAAUAAAAUCCAUGGACAGGUUAGACCAAGGUCUCUCGGGAACGGGUAACGGAUGCAACAGCCCACAAGGAACUCUACGGGAGGAUUUCAUACAGGCACAAGUAGUACAAGCACUUAUAUAGUCAGUGACAUCCUUUCGUAAGGAAUCCCACCAAAAAUACCGAGAAACAGCUGACACCGUUUUGGAAAUACCAGGAUGUCCAGCGGUCUUAGUAUCAUGAUAUAAUGACAUAAUAUCCCGUCUCUCAGGAACAUCAACGAACAGUUUAUCAUUAGGCCUCUCGCUAGGUGCCAUGCUUUGUUUCGCUUGUAUGGUCUGCAAGAGGGACGAGGAAAUAGACAAAAUAGUAGUAGCUAUUAUCCUGUCUGGGGGAAUGACAGGAGUAACAUCAAUCUCCUGUUUGUCAGUAGUUUUGAACUGUCUGGACAGAGCGUCUGCUUUAGUGUUGCGAUCACCUGGCCUAUAGGUGAUAAUAAAAUUGAAACGGGACAAAAAUAGUGACCACCUAGCCUGCCUGGAAGACAAUCUUUUGGCUUCGCUAAGGUAGGAUAGGUUCUUGUGAUCCGUAAAAAUGAGGAUAGGAUCCUUAGUUCCCUCUAACAAAUGUCUCCACUCUUUAAGUGCUAAAAUAAUAGCAAGGAGUUCACGAUUACCCACAUCAUAAUUUUUCUCUGCUUUGGACAUUUGUUUAGAAAAGAAGCCGCAUGGAUGCAAUGGCUUCUCAGGCGACUCUCUUUGGGACAAGACAGCACCUACCCCAAUAUCCGAAGCAUCAACUUCAAGAAUAUAGGGCAGUGAGGGGACAGGAUGCUGUAAAAUAGGUGCAGAGGCGAACGUAGUUUUAAGAAAUUCAAAAGCCUGAAGUGCCUCGGUAGACCAAACACGAGUAUUGCCAUCCUUUUUAGUCAUACGGGUGAUAGGUGCUACAAUGGACGAGAAACCUUUGAUAAAACGUCUAUAAUAAUUGGAGAACCCAAGAAAACGCUGAAUAGCUUUCAGACCUUGCGGUAGAGGCCAUUCUAUUACAGCAGCUAGCUUCUGGGGAUCCAUACGAAAACCUUUAGCGGAAAUCAAAUACCCCAAGAACUGGACUUCGGUUUGGUCAAACAGACAUUUUUCUAGCUUGCAAUAAAGACCAUUAGCAAGAAGGGUCUUCAAAACUGUCGUAACAUGUCUGUGAUGAGUGUGUAUAUCUGCAGAAUAUAUUAAAAUGUCGUCCAAGUAUACGAUAACAAAUGUGUGAAUAAAAUCUCUCAAUACAUCAUUAAUAAAUUCUUGGAAUACUGCUGGGGCAUUGCAAAGCCCAAAUGGCAUAACAGUGUAUUCGUAAUGACCGGAUCUAGUGUUGAAUGCAGUCUUCCAUUCGUGAUUUUCCUUUAUACGUAUCAAAUUGUAUGCAUUCCUAAGGUCUAAUUUAGUGAACACAGUGGCAUGUUUCAGCCUGUCAAAUAAUUCUGUAAUCAAAGGUAUAGGGUAUGCAUUUUUGAUAGUGAUUUUGUUUAGACCUCUAUAAUCUAUACACGGUCUUAAAUCACCUUCUUUCUUCGAUACAAAGAAGAACCCUGCUCCAGCUGGAGAAGAGGAUCUCCUAAUAAACCCUUUUUCUAAUGAUUCCUUGAUGUACUCCUCCAUGACACGGUUUUCUUGAACCGAUAAGGGGUACACCCUGCCCUUUGGAGGUAUAGUGCCAGGCAACAAGUCAAUAGCGCAAUCAUAGGGUCUGUGAGGCGGUAAUUUCUCAGCCUCCCUUUUAUCGAAAACAGUCUUUAGAGAUAAAUACUGAGGGGGUAUAACCAUAGACAAAGGAGGACUGGUAGGUACCUCAAUAGAAUUCAAAGGUGUGACUUCCAACGUACAAGACUCGUGGCAGGCCUUACUCCAUGAUUUUAUUUGCCCUGUCUCCCAGUCAAAAAUGGGAUUGUGAGCACGUAACCAUGGAUACCCUAAUACUAACUGUGAAGAGGGAGAGGUGAUGACCUGGAAUCGAAUGGUUUCAUAGUGUAAAACCCCUGUGUACAUGUGUAAUGGUACAGUCUCAUGAGUAACAACUGGAGAACUUAAUGGUCUACCAUCUAUGGCCUCAACGGCCAAGGGUAUCUCCUUCUCUCUGAUGGGAAUGUUGUUUCUCUUUAUAAAGCCAGAGUCUAUAAAAUUUUCAGCUGCCCCAGAGUCAACCAGAGCAUAUAUGUUGUCAACUAUACAAAUCUCUCCCAUAUAUAAAGAAACCGGGAGAAGCAAGCGGUUAGGAGGCAAUUUAGGAGACUUAGAUAUCACACCCAAGGCCAGUCCCCUAUAAGGUCUUAGGUGCGAGAGUUUUCCGGGAGUAAAGGACAUUCCUUUACCAUAUGGUCUCUCCUACCACAGUAUAGGCAGAGUCCCUCCCUUCUCCUAUGUAAUUUCUCAGUAUCAGAGAGUUUGGCAACCCCUAAUUGCAUAGGUUCCUCCUCAGACACUUUAACACUCUCUGGUAUAUUAACUCUGGGGUUAAUGGGUGUAACAAAACGUCUAUUCCUGUUCUUGGUAUAGAGCCUGUCACGAAUUCUAUUAUCAAUAUCAAUGAGGUAAUCGAUAAGGUCCUCUAAGGCAAUAGGAAGCUCCUUAGCUGCUACCUCAUCCAAUAUCGUAUCUGACAAACCUUCCAUAAAGGCAGUAGUUAACCCAUUGUUGGUCCAAUCUACCUGCGAAGCAAGAGUGCGAAACUGAAUAGCAUAAUCAGCCACAGACCUAGAACCCUGUUUAAUUCUCAUUAAUGCUCUUGCGGCAUUCUUUGACCUUUUCAUUGUGUCAAAAGUUCUACGAAAAGCCGUAAGAAAACUGUUGAAAUCAUGUACCAUAGGCCCAUUAGCUUCCCAAAUAGGAUUUGCCCACUCAAGUGCCUUAUCGGUAAGUUGGUGCAUAAAGAACCCAACCUUAGACCUCUCUGUGGGAAAUGAACGUGGAUACAUUUCGAAGUGAAAUUCAAUCUGAUUAAUAAACCCUCUGCAAGUCUUAGAGUCCCCUCCAUACCUAGGAGGAGGUGUUAAAUGGGCCGAAGUAUUAGGCAAAGUAGAUACUUCAGGGAGAAGGGGCGUAGGAGGGUUAGGUGUAGUUGCUGGAACGGUUCUAGCUAGGAGCGUCUGGAGAGCCUGAGCUAUUUGAUCCAUACGGUGAUCCUGCUCUACAAAUCUUGCCUCAUGGGACGCCAUCUGUUGAGCUAAAUCUGCGGGGUCCAUGGCCCUAUCGUAAUGUAACGAGAAUAUACCCCUACACGCAGGAUCCAGCUAAACAGAGGCAAAUACAGAGGAGAGAUACGUCUACCGGACCUUAGAAUGGCCGGACUCGACGUAUAUGAGAGAAGACAGAGCCAGGAACAAACCGAGGUCAAGGGCACAGAGAGACAGCGUAAACUAGGACAAGCCGGGGUCUGGUACACGGAAAACAGCAAGCCGGCAAACAGUACAGAUAAGGAUAAAGCGAAAACGAAGUCAGAAUACGAAGCCAAAGUCAAUACGAGAAAACACAACUGAACACCACAAGCGCUAAAGGGAACUGAAACAGAAACCACGAUAGGGCAACGAGCUAAGGGAAAAAGGUAAGUUAAAUAGCUUUUAAACCAAAGUGAUUGGCUCCUGUCACUUCCACACCCCCUAUAGGUAAUUGUAUAGGGAGUGUGGUAUGACAGGAGCCAAUGGGAGCCUUUUGGCAAUUAGGCUCCCACUGUCUCUUUAAGAGCGCGCCCGAGACUCGCGGCGCGCUCUUAGUUUCAGGCGGGACACGUGACCGCUUCACGCGGUCACUGCCCGCCUUCCAUCUGAAGCAGUCGGAUGAGCCGCGCGCGGCUCGUGCAGCCGCAGGACCGCGCGCGGCUUGAAGAGAGGACCGCGACCGGCCCCCGGUUAAGGUAAGUAACGCUACAAAAGUGUACUAAGGGGUUUAGUGUAGAAGGGAUUGCAGGGGUUAAUUGAGUGGUUGCUGGGACUAGCAACAGGUAACCAGGGGUCUGGUGUCAUUAAUCCUGUCACUUCCACACUCUCCCCACUGUCUCGGCUGGGCCUAUAGCCCACGCACGUGACAAUCUCCUAAACAGAUUUGAGAGGCAUUCAGAUCCUAUUACUAUUCACUAUACAAUUUAGAAAUUGGAAAUAAGGAAGUAAUAAGUGAAUAUAUAAUUAAAGAGUUUCUUAAGAAAUGUAAAUUACCCAAACUCAAACCAAAUAAAUUAGAACAACUAAAUAAACUUAUUUCAAUGUUUGAGAUCCAAAAUAUAAUAAAAUGGCUAAAAAAUGUCAAAGCACUUGGACAAGAUGGAUUAUCUGCAAUCUUUUUUUAAAACAUUUGAUAAAACAGUUUCCCCAUUAUACCAACGAUUAUAUAUUGAAUUUUCGAAUAGUAAAAGCAUUCCACAGGAAUUACUUCAGGCCAAUGUUCUCCCAAUCCCCAAGCCUGUAAAGGACCGAGACACCCUGUCGAAUUAUUGACCUAUUUCUCUGAUAAACCUAGAUGUAAAAAUAUUUUAAAAAAUAAUGGCAGAAAGAUUAAAAAUUAUAAUCCCUGAAAUCAUUCAUAAAGAUCAAACAGGUUUGUGUCAGGUAGCGAUAUUGCUGAUAAUACACGUAAAAUCUUAAAUAUAAUAGAUCAUCUAAAAAUACAAAAAAUACAAUCAGUCUUUAUAGCGUAAGAUGUAGAGAAAGCAUUCAACGGGGUGAACUAAAUGGAGAAAUUUGGCCUGACAGGUUUUUUUUAAAGAGAGUGCAAUGUCACUAUGUACAAACCUAUGAGCUAGAGUUAUUUUUCCUGGUAUGGUAUCUAAUUGGUUCCACAUUCGGAAUGGUACCAGACAAGGCUGUCCUCUGGCGCCACUCCUUUAUGUAUUAGCUAUGAAACCUCUAGCAGCGACAAUUAGACAAAAUGACAAAAUUGAAGGGCUGCAGAUUCAUUCAGAACAUCAUAAAAUUGCUCUACAUGCGGAAUAUGUCAUUCUAAAUUUCUCCAAUGCAAUAGAUUCAAUUUUAAAUUUAUUGAACUUAAUAUCUGACUUUGGCAAUUAUUCUGGCUACAAAUUAAAUAUGAACAAAACACAAAUAUUAACUUUCAGUAUAAAGGAAAGGUUUAAAUUGUUUUUUUAUGAUGAUAAAAUAGAAUAUCUAGGAAUUCUAAUUACAUCAAAUAUAGAUAAAAUUGUAGAAGAUAAUUAUAAGAAAUUAUUAUCAUUAUUUAAUGAAAAUUUUCAAAAUUGGAAAGGGUUAGAGAUCUCUUGGAUGGGACGUAUGAAUACGAUCUCAGCAUAAGUAAUACCAAAAUGUAUUUCUUUAUUUACAUCCAUACCCAUAAGAGUAAGACGCUCAACACUUAAUUUAAAAAAUUGUUUCUGAAAUUUAUUUGGGGGAAUAAAAUACCUAGAGCUUCAUGCAAUACACUAACUAAAAGAGUGAAUACAUGUGGAACAAAUCUUCCUGAUAUAAUAGAAUUACAUGAUUGUACUAUGCUUACUCACUUUUUAAAAUGGGAUAAUUUUAUUAAUCCUGAUCCUAGCUGGAAACAUUUGGAAACAAAAAGUAAUAUUCUAUUUAAAUUAGCUUGGAUCGGUUCUGAACAUUAUAAAAAAAUGUCAUUAUCAAAUAAAAUUGUAAAUGAAACAAUUACCACUCUCAAAUUAUUUAAAAAGAAAUUGGGCAUUUGUAAUGAAUUAAUCCCCUCUGUACCAAUUCAAGUUAUUAAAUUCUAUAUUGGUGACAUAGACUUAUCGAAAUGGACAGAAAGUAAUUUACAAAAUAUAACUCAAAUUUCUCCCUUGGGGAAAAUAAAAUCAUUUAUAAAUAUUCAAAUUCAAUUUGGAUUGCCCAAUCUAGAACUGUUCAAUUAUGUUAAAAUAAGACUUAUUAAAUGCCUUAGAUAUCAAAGAACACCCAGAAUUUGAAAAUCUAAUUAAUAAACAUUAUAAAAACAGACACAUUUCUAAAGUAACACAUAUGGUUAGGACCUAAUGGUCAUAGAUAAACCCAAUUCCAUAAAAAAAUGGGAAAGCGACAAACAAAUCGUUCACACUGGAAACAUGGGGAGAUAGAAUUAUUGAGAUAAGUAAAAUCAAUCACAGCCUUAAAAUACAAGAGAUUUUUUUUUUAAAUUGUCCACUGAUGGUAUAUCACUCGGUAUAGAAUUAAAAAAAUGUAAAAAUAGCUAAUCAGAUAAAAGAUGGAGAUGCUCUAAAGAAAUAGGUACAUUAUAUCAUAUGUGGUGGAAAUGCGAGAAAUUGGAAGAAAUAAAAAGAAAGGUCUCUAAUAUAUUUUUAGAAUUAGGAUUACAACAGGCAGUACUAUUACCCCAGACAUUAUUUCAUUUUGAUUUCCCAAAUUGCAAUUAUGAACAAAAAAAUGUAUUAUUCAUAUUUUUAUGGCAAUUAAAUUUACAUUAGCCAGAAAUUGGAAAAAACCCAAUGACGCAAAUAUGGCCAAUAAUAAAUAGCCAGAUUAGAUUUCACCAACAGAGGGAGGAAGGAUUCUAUAGAAAGUCAAAUAAGAUCUCAAUACAUAAAAAAAAUAUGGCGAAUGUGGACUAGUAUCUUAUAAAUCAAAUGUAAUUAUACACCCUGAGAAUAAAACAAAAUAAUUAAAUAGAAAAGGUGAUAUAAAAAAUUAUUUUUUGUAUCAGAAUAAAAGUAUCACAUUUUCUGAAAUAGCUUAUAUAUUGAACUCCUUUCCAUACCCGAAUUAUAAUUAAAUAUAUUAUAAUUUUCUCUGUAAUUAAUCAUGUCAAAGGUUAAAUUGACUUCAACUUAUUAUAUGUUUAUUGUUAUUGAACAGUAGAGUGAAUGAGGAAUGAAUGGGGGUUUAUACCAUUGUAUAGCGCUACGGAAUCUGAUGGCGCUAUAUAAAUAAUAAAAUAAUAAGUAGUUAUGUUGCAAUACCGCACUGUUUAUAUUCCAUGGACAUAAAUAAAUUCAGAGUUUUUUUUAUUUUUUUAUUAUUGCAGCUAUUACAGUUUGGUUUGUAUCUUCCUUACUUGUUUUGUAUUGUUUCUUUGAAUGUUGCUGAAAUAUCAAUCAAUUUUAUUUCCAUUCCGUAACUGACUUCAUAUGUUUUAUGUUCUAGAUUUGGCUUGAUCCAUGCUGUGUUCACCAACCUCCUCCUCUGGGCUAAUGGAAUACUAACUGAAUCAAAGCAUCAGCUGAAUGAACAUAAAGAGAGAUUGAUUACUCUAGGAUUUCCAAACAUAACGAUGGGUAAGGAAUUUGCUGAAUUAUUGCACUAUAAAACAACCCAAAAAGUGAACACCGGAAUCCAGAUUUUUUUUAUUUUCAGGGAAAGUAAUGCGCAGUAUUUUGAAAACACCUUAUGUACAGGCAAAUCAUAAAAUAGGACAUAACAACACCUUGUGCUCAACUUGUUCUUCCAAUCGCCAUCCUGCAGCACUGCGGUUCUGCUAUGCUGUGCCCUGUCUGAUACAUCUUUCCUUGUCGACAAAUUUAUAACAUGGCAGACAUCUGGCCUGCCCAUUGAACAAGGUGAACUGGGACCACGUCUUGGCCCCAUGCUUUGGCAAACCCUGUAGGUAUAUACAUAUACAAGACAACUUUGCUGUCUUUGCUGGAACAGUCUCACUUUUUUAAAACUUAUCCUAGCAAAAUAGGUAUUGUUGCUUGUCUCUCUUUCUAAAAUAUUUCUAGCAGUUACAGUUUGUGAUUGGUGUUAUUAAAUAAAAAUAAUAUCUGCAUUGAGCUUCUGUGUGGUAGGACUGGUUCUCCUGUAGACUCUCAUAAAAUUGGUGUGAAUUGGUCUAACAAUAAAUCAUAAACUUCAUCUGAUUUAGAAACUAUUCAUGCUUUAGUACACAUAUUUCUGCAACAUUAUUUACCACUCCCAUAAUGUUAAAACUGCAUACUUUCUGCAAAUUUCUAUACUAACCUUUCUCCUUUGUAGAUCUCCAUACACCAGAAUGCAAUUGCACGUCAAGUGUCUGCUCCAUAUUUUCACAAGGAAUAUACUACCUGUAUCCAUUUACAAUAGAAUACCAUAUUUUAGCCUCCACCAUGCUGUAUGUGUUAUGGAAGAACAUUGGACGCACAGUAAAACACAAUCAGCAGCAGAAAAUCCAUUUUAAGUUCCAUGGCAUAACAGCUGGUACGGUAAUGGGGCUGCUUGUGCUCACGACGACCAUUGGUGUCCUUGUGGUAUAUCUGAUUCAAAUUGGACGUUCUAAGAGCAAGAGUGAGAUGGCCCUCACUAUGUUUUACCUCUAUGCCAUCACAGUAUUGACUCUCAUGUGUACAGCAGCUAUCAUAGGCCUCAUUAUAUACAGACUGGAAAAUAAAUCACUGGAUGACAGCGAAAGUCCUGCAAAGAAAUUAGACUCCGAUCUUUUAGUAGGUUCCUCUUGUGGGUCAUGGCUCAUAUCGUGGGGUUCAAUAUUAGCCAUAAUCUCUGCAGAGACUCACCCUGGUUACGCAUGGUAUAACCUGCCUUAUUCAAUACUGGUGAUUAUUGAGAAAUACAUUCAGAAUUUAUUUAUCAUUGAAUGUAUCCAUCGAAAAGAAGACGAAAAUGAUGACCGAACUGUUGAAAGGAUUUUUUCCGUGUCAAACCGCAGUACCUUGUCUCUCACGCCUUCCUAUGAAGUGUUCAAUGAAACUGUAACUAUCUGCAGUGAGUUUCCCUACAUGUCCAAUUCAAAUCUCGGGGAAGGUUGUGUGGAUAAGAAAAAUCAGGAAAAUAAUAAUUGUCUUAGACUUACACCAUCUAAUAUUUCUAUCCAUGCAUGUCGAUCUGCAAAGCUCAAUAAGAAGAGAAGAAUUCUUAAAAACAUUGCAGCAUUUUUGUUCCUUUGUAAUAUUUCCGUAAGUUCAUUUAUAUACUUUUUGAAAUUUGUGCACGCUAUAUUUUAUCUGUAGUGGUCUAUUGCAUAUUUAUUAUUGCUUAACCUACUAUGAAAUAGAAAAGUACACAUUUAAAUUCUGUGCACACUAAUCUAAUAUGCACAAAUAUACACAGAAUAUAUGAAUAGAAUAAAAAUCCAAAAUUGAAAAAAAUAUAGAAAAGCAAUCAAGCUAUAGCGCAGCGGUUCCCAACCUUUGGUAUGUAUAUCCCCAGGGGUCCAAAGUACUGCCGGUGCAGCUGGCUAAGAGACAUAUGUCAUCAGGGACUCAGUUGUGCACUGCAGUUCUUUAACAGCACGACCACACUGGGAGGAAGUGAGAGCUGUAUGUGUGUCUUUGUGUGUUUGUAUCUACAUGUGUGUCAGAAGAAUGUGUAUCUGUAUGUCUGUGUAUCUGUGCUUGUGUACAUCUGUAUGUGUGUAGUGUUUGUAUCUGUACGUGUGUCAGUGUGUGUAUCUGUGUGUCUGCAUGUGUGGCAGUGUUGGUAUCCGCGUGUCUGUUUAUCUGCAUGUGUGAAGCAUGGGGAACUUGGUGCAGAUGAAAAGCAGGGGAGCCUGGGGCACAGGCGAAGCAGGGCAUAUAUUUGGGGCAGAGGAGGAGUAGAGGGAGCCUAGGGCAGAAAAAAAUGGUAGAUGGGGCAGAAAAAAAUAUAUGCAUUUGAAAUAACAGCAACUAUAUUAAUUACAAACAUUUUGCCAAUAUGAGGGGUACAAUUUAUGUAAAUGAGCUGCCAAGGUGUACAAAGUAAAAAAAGAUUGGGGAAACACUGCUAUAAAGGAAAUGAUAUGGUACGGAAGCUAGUAAACACUGGCCCCUAGUGGUCUGAAGGUUAAUUUCAAAGCUAUAAUACAAUAUUUGUUCUCUGUUUGUGUGUAAAUAUUAUAUAAAUAAAUAUUAAUUAGGUUUCAUGCCUAAUUUAAAAAUAUAAAACGAAAACAUGAAUGUUGCUAAUGCAGCUUUUUUUAAUUUGAUUUGUGUUCUAAUUGAAUACUGAUUUAAUAACUACAGCUCUCAAUAUAACACAACAUAUAAAUAUGCAUAUACUAAAGGACACAUGGACAGAUAUGUCAUCGGGCAAAUUUUUAAAGUUUCUAAAUACUAACUAAGGAUGGUUCUGUAGGUGAUGUAGGGGCUGAAGUAUGUGCUUAAUGAUUUGAACAGUACGAAGAGCUUUUCUGAAUCACGAGAUGUCUAUUUAACAUAAUUUGUUGUAAACAGAUAGGAACAUGACUCAACAGUGGUGGUGAGCAUCUCAAACAGGUUAAUCUGUUUUAGGUCUGAAGCAGAGGGGACUAUCUUACUUUUGAAGGUGAGAACUCCAUGGAUCAAGUUGCUCUGAUCUUUUCACUGGCUAGAUCUUGUUUUUUACUGAGAGCAAUGGAAACAGUCCAUAACUCUAACAGGCAUGCUAAAGUUUUGAUUACAUAUCAGCUGGUCAUGUGUAUUGGCAAUUUAAUGGCCCCUGAUAAGUGAUCGUUGAAAUAUCCGCUGUUAAACUUCCCACACAAGUAUCGAGAUAAGUGAGACUUACCUGUCAGAGCACGCUGACUCAAAUUGCAUAACCAUAUAAGUUCUUUUGAUCAGUCUGCGCCAAGCUCUCUUUUUUAUUAUUUUGUUUUUGUUUUCUUUUAACAGUAUUAUUGUACUCAGAUAGAGCCGCCUCCUGCCGCUUAUAGGUGGGAGCUGGCGGGGGAGGACAGGGGUUAUCAAUUUUAACCCUCCAUGUGCAGCUCAUGAAUGUAGGUUGCUGGGGACUAUUAAUUGGAGCCUCCAUCCACUUCUCAUGGGUGGAGCCUGGGGUAUUAUUAGAACUUCCACCCACUGACCACUGGGGUGGACACUAAAUACCUCCAUUCAUUAUUAUUGCACUGUCCCCCUGCUUUAUUACCUAAAUUAGUAGCCCCACCAUGGGGGCAUGGAGUUGGACACUUGUCUGUUCACCCUGUUUUUUAAAUGGGUGCCCACAGCCGAGGCCCACAAGUGGGGGCAUGGGAAUGCUGAGCCCUCCUGCUAUAUCAAUUACCUGAAUAGCCACUGGAACACAGUGGGUGGACAGUGAAGCCCCCACCCAAAUGCACCUGUGAAUUUCUAGUGACUGUUCAGUAAUAGCUGCCUAGCCCUUUUGCAUUUAUGUUGGCUGCAAUUUUCGUCGUGUUUUGCCGAUAUUUUAGCAUGAAGGCCACUGUGCUUACUGUUUUACGUCUCAGUUUAGGAAUAUAGUAGACAUGUCAGAUUUUUUUGUAUUUAUUUAUUUUUAACUUUAAUUAAACACAUAAUUAUAGCACAUACAUAACCAUGCUUGCACUGUUUGAUGCUCUUUCUUUUCUCCUGCAGCUUUGGAUCCCACCAGCAUUUGGAUGUCGCCCCCAGUAUGACAAUGGAUUGGAGGAAGUGGUGUUUGGGUUUGAACCCUGGAUCACUGUCGUUAAUCUUGCAAUGCCUUUCUCUAUUUUUUACAGAAUGCACUCAGCAUCGUCCUUAUUUGAGGUUUAUUGUAAAACAUAA
This is a messenger RNA of Pelobates cultripes (western spadefoot toad), 53741 nucleotides long. Lineage: Eukaryota; Metazoa; Chordata; Amphibia; Anura; Pelobatidae. The record is from the annotation of a GenBank genome assembly.